CGCGGAGCACCGAGCGCUCUCGGCUCCAUCUUCAGUCGACGGGAUCCCACGGCGGAUUCGGACGCCACAUCUCGCCUUGCAGCCCUGCAGCCACCCUCGCCCCGGGAAAAGCCGGGCGGGCUACUGAGGAGGGCCGAUCACCACGGGGAGGGCGAGAAAUCCCCGUUGCGAGAAAUAGGGCAGCUCCCCCCGCCGCCACCACCGGAACGCUUCCCACCCCUCUGAUCCCUUCCAGCGGCAGAGCAGAUUUGCAGGUGGGUCUUGGCGCGGCGCGGGGCCCCCAUGGCUUGCUGCAGUGAGGCGAGGGGAGGAGGGCCCCUGCUGGAGCCUUGGCGCCGGAGACGGCUGGGAAGACACCCGGGCAUGUGCCUUAAGAAGCUCGGUCGGCAAGCUUUCCCUCUCGGGGUUCUGAGGCUGCGGCUGUAAGGGGGAAAGGUUGCGCGUUGGGAAGUAGCCGCCUGUCCCGCCGCGGAGCUUGGGGAGAAAGCGGCUUCCCUGCGGCGAUCCAACCUGUGGGGUCGACCGGGCUGCGCGCGAACGCUCCCCUUCGUUGCCGCCGUGAAUUGCUCGGAGUGUUUCUGCGCUGCACCUUCACUUCGGCAAAGUGACUCCGAGCUGAGUAAUUGCGGAUCUUCAUUCCCGCACCCACCCACCCACUCGCGCUGUCUUGAUUUCCCCAGCCCGUGCAGUGAGCGCGCGCACACAUUCAAAUAUUAAUUGGAGGGGGGUCCGCGCGCGAAAAGGGGGUUCAGAGUGGGACGGGAGCGGUGGAGUCAGGAGACUGGCGGAGGGUUAAGAAAAGGAGCAAGCUCAGACCCCACGUGGAAGUCGAUCUGCAGCUGCUGCAAAAGGAACUGGCGUCUGCUCCCUUUGCUGCUUGGUCUGCCCACCCUCUCCCGCGGCGAUCGGGGAUUCUCGCUUGGGCCCGGGGCAGAAAGAGGCACGUCGCCCCCUGUGGGGCGGGAGGUGCCGUCGUCGUCUGCGCGCUUCUCAUGGGAGAGACUCGGCAAGGCUGUCUUCCCAGCCUUGCGCAGAGAGCGAUGGAGGCGCGGCGCGGGGUAGGGGCAGCUCGGAUUCGGGCUGGCCACGCGGCAGAUGCGGGCGGGCGGGGGGGGUCUGCUUCCGAGUCAGGCGUCCCCUCCUCCCACUGAGACUCUUUAGGGGUCCUUCUCGCCUUCCUUUACUCCCGUGGCAGAGAGAGGAGGCAAAGCUUCCUCGGCUUCACUUUCCCCAGCAAUCCAUGCGCGCGCACGGGGCUGGUGGAAGCAACGUACAGGUUGCAGCUAUGCGCUUGCAAGUUUCGUGCCUCGAGAAAAGGUUGGUGCUGCUGGCUAGUCUGGAUGGGACAAUCUGCGGAAGCCCAACUGGAGCUGGUGGCAUUAGCCGGCAUUAGCAACUGUAAUUCCACACGCACACAUCAACUCUUUCUCGCUGCCGCCCGCUCCCCCUCUCCCCGGGCAGAUUCUGCUAUUUUGAUUUCCUUUUCCCCGCCCAUCAACUCGCUCUCUCGCGCUUAUUUCCAUGACAACAGCGAAUGUCACAACUAAAAGAUUCUGUCUUAAUUGCAGGUUGGAGAGUGCAGGGGGGGAGUGUUGUUUUGAGAACAGGAGUUUUUAUGCUUCGAUUCAGAUCCGGGCUAAAGAUGCCUCUAAAAAGGGAACGAUCUCCAUAGACUAGAGGAUCUGCGCUCAGACGGUGCUUGGGGAGGCAUCUUGUAAGUUUAGCGGUUCUGUUUUGGUGCCCGAGUGGAGAUGCUGCCCGCCUCCCCUGGCCUUGUGGGUGGGAAGCUCGACCUGCGUUUUCUCGCAUGUGUGUUCCUCGGGCUACGGCGUGUCCCUCGCUUUCUUGUCCUUCGUUACAGAAACCCCCGGGGUUGGAGUGCGCAGCGCCACCAGCGUUCGCUGUGGUUCGCAGAAGAGCGCCCGCGGGGCUGCGUUAGCAAACGGAACUCAUCCGCAAGGAAGGAGGCGCGCUCAACUCCUUUGCCCUGGCUGUGGGUUUCUCUGUGUCUUUUUAAUCACCCGAUAAGCUGAGAUUCGAAGGGGUGGCUGCUGAGGCUUUAAAAUACCCCCAAUAUGCUCUCAUAUCCAGUUAACAUUAUUAAGAUCCGUACAGAACUUAGAGUUCAUUUUUGAUAAUAGAGUAGCCUUUUUGACUAGGGCUCCAGAGCAUGGAUAAAACAACUCACCAAGAAAACCUCUUCUAUAGAUAUAUAUUUGGAGUGGGGUGUAAAUAUCAUCUGGCAUUGUUUUGGACCAGCUCUGUAAAUCUCUGCUUUUCACAACCAUAAACAUUGUGACUAGCCAAAAUAAAAGAUCCCGAUUUUUUUUAUUAUUAUUUUUUGUUUUAAACCCACAAACUGAUGCCUGUAUUUGGGAUAUAUUAAAUUCAUUCGCAGUCAGUUAAAACCCAUAUAAUCCCAGUGCAGGGUGGGAAGUAUUUCAGAGGCCUCCUGCUUAUAUGGGCUUUUUCAGAGCCAUGUUGCCAUAUCCUAAAAGCACAUCCGCCUUAAACAUACUGGAUUACUUGAUGUAGAACACCAUGUCAAACUAGGGAUACAAGAAGGGCUAAUUAAUACAUGCUGAAGAGGGUGGAUCUCACUUCAUGUGCCUGUUGGCACCCUGAAAGAGGAAACUAUGCCAUCUGAAACAGAAGAUCCCUUUCCUGCCAAUUCAUAUUGGAUUCCUUUCCUACCUUUGCCAUAUUAGCAUCAUUUGACUGAGCUAGGGAUAUUGGAGUUGCAGAAGAAGACUCCUUCCACCUCUGUGCCUCCCCAAAUGCUCAGGGACUCUGAGCAAACCUUGUAUACAAAAGUAAGAGAACUCUGUUUGGGCUCACCCCUAGGCUUUGGGUCCCAGCAGCUGCAAAUGACAUGCACUGUUUUCGUUAUCAGUAGCAGUGUGAACCAAUUAAAGGAUUUUUAGUUGAUUGAUCAUCUGCCUCUUUAAUUAGCAGAUUAACUAUAGCUAGUUAUAAUGUGAUUGAGUUUUCAUAUUACAAAACAUCAUUAAUAGGUGCCAAAGAGCUACCACUUGUUCUUAAAAAGACUGUCUUUAAUAUUUUUCUUGUGACUCUUAAAGGUAUUAACAGGAUGAGAUGAGUUGCAGUUAUUCUCAAAAGUGGACAAGUGUGCCAUUAAUCUGAAGUCGCCUGAUUAAAAAUUACAUUCUCUGGUUACAAUUGGCUCCUGGAAGCUUUAGAUAAUUGGUCUACUUAUUAAAGCAUGUGGCCCUUGCUGUCACGUUUCACUUUCCACAGAGCUGCCAAUGAGCCCCUUCUGAUUCCUCCCUGUGGAGCCCUGUGGCCUAUGCCCAUUGUUGGUUAUUCCCAGAACUAUGUUGGAUUUGCUGCCUUCACAGUGAUUGUGUGCCCCAAAAGACACUUCAGCUCAGAAUUCCUUAAACCAAAAGGAUAUAUAGUGAGGGGUUUUAAGUAAACACUUUAAUGGAUCAUCUAUUAAGGACUGAGCUUAGAAAACAAAACAAAAAAUGGCUGCACAGAUGCACUUUUAAAAUAUAAUAUGUGGAGUCCAAUCCUAUGCAUGUUUACUCAGAAGUUAGCCCCAGUGUCUUUUGUGUGGUUCACUAUCUGAGAAGUGUGCAUAGGAGUGCAGCUUUAAGAAUUAGUUGUGCAACAGUAGCACCUUCCUGUGACAAUGAAUAUGGAUCUUACUGAAAAAUCUGCCACAUGGGUGCAGACUCAUAACAUACAUAACCGGUACAUCCUCCCCACAGAAUGUCCUUUCAGGUAUAUUUUAUAAAUGCUGGAAAGUUUCCGGAACCAAACCUUUCUUUGGCUUUCUGCUUCAGGACAUCUCCUCCUUCUCCCUUACAUUCUGAAAAGGAAAGAGGGCUCACCUAGUCUUACUAAAUUAAUUGAAAGUUGGGUGCAAAUGAAUACAAGUGCAUCUGGGCUCAAGAUAAGAGAGAAUCCUAUGUUGGAUGGAAAUCAGCUUUUUAAAAAAGUACAAUGUUAGGCAUAGCACCUUGUACACAGAGAGAGAUGGGGAACCCUUGAGUCAGCAAGUGCCGUUGCAGCAAAUACACACACAAUUCCCGCCCUUUCAGCUAUCAUCUAUGACUUGGCAGAGCUAGAAUUCCCCAAACCCACCUCCCAGCCUAUCAACUCAAAUCCAAACAGGCAUGUGGAAAAACAUGUCAUCUUUCAAAAUUCACAUGUGUUUUAUAAAGAUUUGUGAACUGGAAUGGGCAAGUCACCUGGUGGCGUGUGCCUUUUCUGCAGAAUCUGCCUGGAUCCUUCAAGUUGUGUUUUCACAUGCAUUUCUUCAUUAAGGGGUUAAGCAUUGCUAUGAGCCACAAUGACUGCGUACUACUAUCCAGUAUCAGAGGUAGAAUGCUUUUGAAUUCCAGUUGUUGAAGAGCACAAGUGGGAAGAGUGGUGUUGCACUCAUGUCCUGGUUUGCAGGCUUUUUGUAGGCAAUUGGUUGGCCAUGCUGGAAAGCAGGUUGCUAAACAAGAUAGGCCUUGGGGUCUGAUCCCACAGGGAUCUUUUUGUGUUCUUAUGAUUCCAUAGGAUUGGUCCCUAGGUUCCAUAGGUUUGGCUGCACAUUUUUUUUAAUUCAUGAGCUUUCUGAUAUAGCCCCUUCCUCCAUCAUCCUGCAUUGUGAAUGACAGUUGAGUUGUAUUCAUGCAGAUGGAUUGUGCAGUUGGCACAUAAAAUGGCUUCAAUCACAUGUGCAGAUCCAGUGAUCUCCUACUGUAAUGGAGGGUGAGGGGAGGACCUGUUCUGCCCCUCAUUUAUUUUAAAGCCCAAACCUGUAGCUCAGCUUCACAAACCUUGGUGUAUUUUGCUUUCAUGGCCCUGGGGUGCCUUCUUUCCCCCAAGGCGCUUAAGAUAAAUACUGCAUACGGAGCUCUUGACGCAUUUCACAGACAGAGUUCACUGUUGAGAUGAAAAGCCCUCAGCUCAGGAAUAGAUUCAGGAUGGAGACGGUCUUUCUUUCCGCAGUUGAAAGAGGUUUGAAAUAAAGGUAGCUGCUUUCGGUGGGUACAUUUCAUCCCACUUCUGCAGCCACUAAAGAGAUUUUGCAAGUUCCUGUAUUGUUUAAAAAAAACACAAAAACCCAACCAGAAUUCAGAGUGAGUCAAAAGAAACGUGUGGGUAGCGCUUGCCAUGGGAAGUGAUUCCUCUCUAAAACCCAUGCAAAAUACUCUUUUAAAACGAUUCCUUUUCUCCAACCUCAGUUGGUAGAAGCGGCUGUUGGCAUCCCUUUGGGGUAGUGAAAUGCACAGGUAGGGAGAGAUAUUUGCUCCACGUAGCUGCCAGCAGACUGACUUACGUGGGGAAACAAUCCUUGCAUUUACUUGGUUCUUUUCCUAAGUGUCUGGGAACACAAGAACAUAGGAAGCAUCACAGGAAGUCAAACCAAUGGUCUCUUGAGAUCUGUCGUGUCUAUACUGGCAAGAGGCUCUCGUAUUGUUAAGGCCCGUCUAUAAACAGCACAGUUUCCAGAAGAUGUGUGUAAGAAGGCAGGGAUGGUUCCUUGCAAAACUCUACAGGUAGAGAGUUCCAACUGAUCCUCAAGGGCUUGAGAAACACCAGAAGUUCUCCAUCAGAGGAUCUCAGUGGCAGAGGUGGAGCAUAAGGAAUCAGACGGUGCUUAAGGUAAUGUUGGGUCCAAGCUGUUUAGGGCUUUGUAAAUUAACACAAGGACCUUAAACCUGGCAUGAUAGCAAAUCAGCAAGCGGUGCAUAUCUCUUGGCAGAAUAGCAUGCUGCCAGUAAUCUGCUCUUGUGAGCAGUCUGGCUGCUGCAUCCUGCACUAGCUGCAGCUUCUGGACCCCAUACAAGGGCAGCCCCAUAUAAAGGGCAUUACAGGAGUCCAGUCUUGAGGUCACCAAUGUAUGGACCACUUGGGUCGGAUUAUUGCCCACCUCAUCAUUUCCCAUUUAAUGGAGAAUCAGAGCCUUCAAGGAGAAGCAGAGGAAAGCCAUCUUGGCACCCAAUCUGUGAACAGUUAAUGUUGUGGGUCUGUUUAGAUACUGCCAAGUCUGUGUGCUAUCUCAGCACCUGGUGUGAAAACCACCAGCUCAGCCUGGCCUUGUUGGCAUGCUUGAGUUCCUGACAGAGAUAGGUCUUUGCCUAGGCAGGGGGAGAGCAAGGCAGAAGGGUUUGAAAAGACGUGGCUUGCGGAAGAUACAGAUAUACAUGCAUGUCAGUAAUCUGCAUAUCUGUCUGCUUGCCUGUUUUGUUAUUAAGAUGUUGGGGAAGGGUUAAUUAAUGAAUUAUAUAUGCUUCAACUUUGAUCCAUCCUGGUUUAUUAAUAUGCAAGGAAACAUAUGGUAAAGGGCUAAACGAAGGAGAACAGCCCAUUUUUAAAUGUCUAGGCAAUUGCUCUUUAUUUAUAUAGUCAGCCCACUUGAGAGAAUCAUGAAGCCCUGAGAAUUUGGAAUUUAGUAAUGCUGUUGGCUUCCCUCCUCCUAGGGCAGUGGUUCUCAAGCUUUUGUCUCUGGGAUGCAUUUUCAGAAUAAAAAUUUGCUUGCGCCUCUCACUUAAUUUUUUAUUGAUAAGAAAUACAUUGGAAAGCAAAAAGUAACAACUCCUCGCAGUGCUUGAUUUAUAACAUAGAACACAACUACUUUAUAAUGCGAUCAUGGGCAUGCAGAAAGUAUAAAAACAAUGCAGCUACAUUAGAUCAUGAAUCAUUCCCAGUAAGAGGUGUGAGCUUGCUUUUGCCGGGUAAUCUCAUUUAUAUUAGGUCUAAUUUGAGACAAACAAACUCUUGUCUCCUCAUCAACACAAAGAAGCUCUUUUCUCUUUUCUGAUCUUUCAUAUUUGUCAGAAUUGAAAAUCCCUGUUCAGAACAAUAUGUCAUGGAGAACUGUAGAAGAAUAGCCAAUGUGCUUGAAGAGAGGUGUGGACAUAUUUAAAAUUAUUUUGAGACUAUGCUAUACUAUACUAUACUGACAUGUUGAAAUGUUUCUUUGAUUGUCUUUGAAUCUUACUGCCACACUUGCCAUCUUCUCCUGCCACACCAAUGUGGCGUGCCACACCCUUUCUGAACCACUGUUCUAGGGGGAAGCCAUCUCUCAGGGAGGGGGUCUGGGCCUCUGACACUUCACAGUGAAACCUUUUGCUCCUACUGUAUCUCUGAAACUGCAGAUUAACAUUGGAACUGAACCUUAGAUAAACAAAGUUAUCACUUAGGAUCAGCUCUACUAGGACAUCAAGUGGCAGAUUUUGGGGGUAAUGGUACAGAAAAGCAAAAUGUCAAUCAAUAACUUAGUUUGAUAUAUUUCCCAAAAUGGGAUCACCACUUGGCUUUUCUGCAGGCAGCAAAAUGUCUCUAGUUAUGAUGACCAACAGCAAGCUUGCUCAGUAGCAUGUUACAUAUUUGAUGCCUGCAGAGCCUCUGUCUUCAUAAAGUCUAUAGAAGUGGAUUGUGCCUUUUCUUCUCGCCCGAUCCUGGCAACAAACAAUGUAAGACUUAAUCCACAGGACGACUCCUGCAUGGAAUGUGAUGGCUGCAUAAAGGUGACCAUGUUUUGUUUGGAAAAAAGUCCAGUGGGGUAGCGAUAUGACUUUUGUUACAGCAAAAACAAAUGCCUUAUUAGAUAAGGUGUCACAAGACACCUUGAGGAAAUGUUUAUUUUAGCUGAAAGGAUAAUUCACAAAUCACAAGCAUAAUUCACAAGUGGACUUUAUGUCCGUGGAUUUCAGGAUGCAGGCUGGAGUGCUUAUGGUAGUUCAAGAUCAAAAAGGUCUAUUUGAUUGCUCACCUCCCUGUAAAAAAAUUAUCUCCUGUGAUACAGGAUUCACACUUGUUCAAGGCAGGUGCUCUGGGUCUGGGAAUUCUGGCUGCAGUGACUCAUUACAACUUGUUAAAAGAGGUCCAAAGGGAAGCCAGUUUUGCAAAUCUAAGGGCAUGCAGCUACAGUAUUUGAAAUGAAACAGUCAAACUUAAAGUGGCUUCUCUCUUGGGUACAGAUAAUUUAUAAACAUGGCUGAAGAUCAAAUGUGCCAGCCAGCAUCUGAUCUGAUCUUAAGGAAAAUAUCCCCCUAAGAACUCCUUCAUGAAGCACUCAGCCAUUUAAAUUCAAUCAAAGUCAAUAUAUUGGCAUAAUGAGUGGUACAAAUGUUGGCGAAGUGUGACAGAAUGCUACAUUCGUCCCCCCAAAAAACCUGCGAUGGGGAAACACGAAGUAGAUAGGAACAACCUAUACGCAACAGAUUUAAAGCCUUUUGCUGUGACCAGAAUCUUUUGUGUGUGAUUUAGGGAGGGUGGGCUCAUUUAUUCCACUUUGUAGCUUGUUUCGCUGAUAUAUUCAACUGAUUCUUGGGAAACUGAUUCCAUUUUAGGACUUUUAUGUUCAAACUAUAAAUGUCAAUUGCUUUGUUCAAGCUCAUUUGUUCUCCUAAGGUACGUGAUUCAGUUAUGACUCGCAUUACAAAGUAUACUAGGUUGCCUGCCUGCUACCAAUGUUUUGUUUUUGUACACUGCUCUGUUAAAAAAAAAAAAGGUUUUCAUGGUCUUCCCUGAAGAUAGACUGAUUUAUUUUCAAGUUAAUUGAGAGCCAAUGUGAUAACUCAGUUAAAGAGUGUUAUAGAUUUAAAUCCCUGCUCAGCCAUGAAGUUCACUGGGCAACCUGGGGCUAGUCACUAUGGUUGCUCUACAUACUUACACAUUCUUAUAUGUCAGGGCUUUUUUCAAAUAAACCUGAAAACCAGUUUGAUGGGGCUGGGGGUGUUUCAGAGUCUCUGUGCAACCUUAGCUCCUCGGAGAAGGAGUGGAAGAUGGAUGCUUAUUCUGAAUAAUUACUAGUGUUUUCUCAAACUGGGAUGGCGGGACAUUUUCCCAGGGCUCAGGUUCAAGUGGAAGAGCGGGCAAAGGCCAGGCCUAAAUGGUACCAUCACUCCAUGACAUUUGGAGUUUUCACGCCAUGCCUUUACUUGUCUGUAAUGUGCAUAUCAUGUGCGGGUGGUGUGUUGAGUCUCCCACUUUCCAGCUCAGCAUGGCAUGCUGUUCUAAUUGUGUGGGAAGUGAAACAUCACGUGGCACAUGGCAUGGAAGGAAUUUUUAUUUGUCUGCCAGAGCGGUUUGUGCAGUGGCCAGAAGGCCAAGCUUAUGAAAACAGUCUAGCCCUCUUGCUGCCUAUCAUGGUCUGUAAAAGCACUUGCACAAAGGGAGGGAGACCAAGGUCUGCCUGUGCAAGGUAGCUAUAUUAAUUAAGGGAAGAGUCUAUGGAAACAAAAGGCAACCUUUCAAUGCUGCCUGUCUCUCUUGGUAUAUGAUGCUUCAACACAACACAACACAACACAACACAACACAACACACACACACCACAGUAGACUACUGUGUAGCAGAGAUGGAGAGCCUGUGGCCUCCAGAUGUUGUACUCCAACACCUGCAUCCUUAACACCAGGCCAUGCUGGAUGGGCCAGAUUGAAGUUGGGAGCCCAGCAAUAUCUGAACAGUCAUGGGUUCCCCAUUCCUGAUGCAGAGCAAACACCACACUUGUCAACAUUACACUCCAGUUUCUAAACUGGCACCUAGCAAUGCGGUAAGUGUAACAUUUAGACCUAACUGAAGACCAGGUAGUAUCUGGAGGAUUGAGGGAACAGAGCCAGGGUGUACUGUUCUUUCUUCCUCUCUGGCACAGCUUUUAGGCGCCAGGAUCACUUGCUAAGCAGCUACUGCCAAUUCCAUCCUUUUCCCCAAUCCUUGUAUGUGGCAGUCAUGCAGAAGGCGGGGGAAGGAAAGGCAAAGCCCAGAGAGAAUUCUCUCAGCAACAAUGAGAGCUAGGUGGGGGUAGGUGUGCCUCUUGCAGUUAUUAAUAUUGCACAUUUGGAGCAAUAGGGUGAAUAAAAACAUGACUCUUCUGGGAAUAAAAAUUGUCCAGACCAAAAAUAUGGUUCCAAAGCUUUAAUAACAGAACUUUCUUCAAAACAGACUUACAACAAUAGCGAUACGUUCAAAUAGUUGCAAAAAAUAUGUGCUUGUCCAAACAAAUGUACAUCUUCUUAGAAAUGUAAAAUUACUCCAAACAGAACUGAAAUCAAAGUUAUUUCUCUCCAUGCAGCCUGCAUUCCAGCCUGAGGCUGUUCUCUCCAGGAGAGAAUCAUCAGCGCAAGGUGGCUUGAGAACAAAGACAACUCCCACAAAAUGGAGAUUUGCAACUGAAUACCCCUCCCAUGUAAUCUAAGUUAAACAGCACAUAAGAGAGUAGCAGAGAUACAUUCUCAGUUAAUUAUCAGCCUGUUUGGUGCUCAGAGAGCUUCACUGGAAAUUUCCAUGCUCCUUUUAGCAAUACACAUACAGAGCUAUUUUCCAUUUACAAUUAAACAAUUACGCUUAACAGUGCCCCCCACAAUUUGAGUUUUGAAACAGCAACCACAAAUCUCCAGUGUGUGUGGUUACUAAUUACACAGUACUUGUUAAAAGCCUAUCCUCUGAUGAAGUUCUCUGCUAAUUCAGUAACUCUGUUAAUGACUCAUUUUUGUCUCCCCAAACCUGAUGCCCUCCAGGUGUUUUGGACUACAACUUCCAUCGGCCUCGGUUGACUGGGUCUGAUGGGAGUUGUAGUCAAAAACACCUGGAGGGCACCUGGUUGAGGCACACUGGCCUACAGUGUGGUGCCAAAAUAACUUGAACCAGCCCAUUGCUAGAGCAGUGGUAAUUCUCCUUCUUGUAUGCAAUCAUCUCUCCCCACAUUGCCCUGAUGACUCUCAGUGUUCCUGCUGCCUUUUCUCAGCAUGUUCUCUUGCUGCUAAGCCCAGGAGAACAGUAACGGAAGGCAGUGUUUGAAGUAAGAACAAGCUGCUGAUUUAUAAAACAGCAUCUUUCUGCUACUCCUCUCCUUAGUACUGCCUAGCAUCCAACUUGGUGGUGUGGUUUUUUCCCCUGUUGGCGCGCCUAUGAUUGAUGUUAGCAAUGCCAUUAGAUUUGGUACAGGCAAUUUUGGAGGGGUUCGUGUGUGUUCUGUCUCUGCCUCUUGCUAUUUACCUCUGAACUCUCGGAGCAAAGUUAAGACAGCAGCAUGUGGAUGGGAUACCAGCAAGGAGCAUCUGUUCAAAGAAACACAGUGAGGAAAUUCCAGCAUGGGGUCAGUGCUGGGGCCCCAAGCCUCUCUCUCCUCACCCCCCCCGCCUUCACUGAUAUGCCAAAUUCAUUGUUUACACUCACCUGCAUACACAGAGUAGUAGUGUACGCAAUGUGUGCCUUCCCACGUAAGCAGAUUUUAGGGCAAUAAAUGCACAUUUGUUUCUCACUUCUUACUCAUCGGCCCAAAAAGUUAGUCACUCUUAAGAAUAUUUAAUAAUAAUAAUAAUAAUAAUAAUAGAUAUUUUCUUUUCAUAGCACUAUAAUGGCAAUAUUUUGCAACAAGGGGAGAUGUGAUCCUGUAGAAAAAUCGCUUUUGUAUACUCAUUGGAGGUUUUAUGAGAUAAGGGUUUUGCUUUUAUCUGAAUUCACAUUGUGGAAUGUACAGAAUUAACUGUCUAUAUGCUACCUUUACUUGCUCCUAGGACAUGUAAGAGGUAAAAAGUUUCCACAAUAGGGCUGCAGUUGGCUGGACUGUGAGUUACAUUCUGUCAAAGCAAGCACUGAGUUAAGAGUGGCCAGGAUCAUUGGCUAGAGGAAGAACUUAGUAUCUCAAAAUUAUCUUUUUAACGUUAAAGCAACCUGGUAGAGUGAACAGUCUGAUUUAUAGUAAGAGCAGCCAAGUUAAGUUUAUUAUAUAUUAAAUUUAAAGCUAAGCAUGACCGCCCAUUUUUAAUUAUUUGUUGAUCAAAGACAAAAGACAUCUUACGUACAUUGUUUUACUUGGAAGUGGUGCCUGUACUAUUUUGUACCGUGCUUUGCCACAGCUAUUAGCGGGUGAAUAGAGGUUUAUCAUUAACUUGCAAUUUAAAUAUAUGGUGGCAGUGAGGAAACAGGGUCAAACAAAUAAGUAAAGGGGAGUAAGAGCUGAAGUGGAGUGGGAUAACAGGAGUUAAUCCUUGACAGUUUGGUGGCAGCAAACUGGGAUUAUAGUAAGAGUAGCUAUAAUAAUCUUUUAACAAGUGGUGGCAUCACUGUGGGAUAAUAGAGGAAUCCUUUACAGAUUCUUCCUGAAGCUAUUGCAUUCAUUGCUGCUGUGAUGGCUGUGCUGGACCACAUAUGUUUGAUGGUUUAUUUGGGAGGGGAGGGUAAGAUACGAGGGCCUAACUGUAGCAUAGGCCCCCUACACAGUCUGUUGUUGCAUCCGCACAUAAUAGAAUAUUUAGAGGGUAGUGCCAGGAUCACUAAAAUGGUACCCAUGGAUGCAGAUGUGGCCAUGGAAGCUUUCCUUGAUGCCUGCAGGGUCCCCUUUGCCCCCUGAAAUUAGACUUGAAAGAAGCACUGUAUUAUAGCCAAUAUACUUGCUGGCAGUCUGUGCUUGGUUGCUGGUGUAUGUGGUGACCACGAUAGUUUCUUUGAUAUGCAAAUCUGCACAGGGUAGAGGAUGUUGGCAUUAAAGCAGUGAACACUGCAACCCAGUGCAUUUCUGCUCAGCGCUACGUCCCACUGUAUUAAAUGGAGCUUGCUCCCAGGCAAGUGAGGAAUAGGACUACAGUCUUAGCAAAGGUACAAUAGAAAGAGCUGGCUGCCAUUUGGAGUACAAUCGGAGCCAGCCCUCCCUUGAGGCGGGAUGAAGCAACCGCCUUAGGUGGUGGAAAUGCAAGAGGCAGCGCCCCGCCCGCCCCACUGCCUCUGGAGAAGCAACCAAGGUAAGGGAGGCUGAGGCUGAGUAGCACAGCAUUCUGCCACCCAGCUUUGCCACCGGUCUCCCCCCACCCCUAGGGGCGGAGAGGCACUGGCGGCAAAGCUCUGGAGAAUGCCUCCCCUCUCGCUGAGCUGCUGAGGCAGGAGGCAUUCUGCCACCCAUCUUUGCUGCUGGGCAGGAAGGGAGAUUCUGCCGAAGCUUCCAUGCUCAGCGGCAAGGCUCUGCAAGGACUUUUCCUUGAGGGGGAGCCCUUGCAGAGCAUCACACAAGCACACUAUUGCAGGGAUGCUUUGCCUCAGGUACCAAAACAUCUCAGGCCACCCCUGAAUGCGGUUGGGCUGAUCAUUUUAAAGAAAGAGCCUUAGAGUUGAAUGUUUUUUCAUCCGUUCCCACUCAUUUGUGUCUGAAAUCCACCAGGUAGAGAGUGUGCCUUUCCCUUACAUCCUCAUGCUGAUUAAUCUCCCAGACUGACUGUAAAACUGAAAGAUAGGACGCUGUUUUCCUGUCAUGUGGUGAGAAGGGUCUCCAUCUUGUUGUGUUGCUAGCAAGAAGGCAAGGAUGUUCUUACAGGCGGCUUGGAAAUGGUUUUAGACAAAAUCAUUUCCAUGUCUCUGAAUUCCAGUUGCUUAGGUGCCACAGCACAGACCCGUGAACCAAAUGUGUGUGAAAUUUGCAUAUGCUAAUUUAUAUGUAUGAAUGCCUCUGAGAAAUCGAGACGGUGGGUGCCACAAGCCCUGAUCUAAAGUUUGACAUGGGGGAAACAGACAAAGGAGAGGAAAAUGUAGGGAGGGAUAAACAGCCGAUGAAUAUGCUGCUAUUUCCAUUUACGAGUGCUUAGGCUUCGUUACAGUAAGAGUGGCUGUAGAGAGCGUAGGAACGAGCAGUGUUGGGUCAAAAGCUGCAUGGACAAGGUGGUUUUGGAGGAGGGGGCAUCCACAGGUGCUCUGGCAAGCUGCUCAAGGCAGAAGGGGCAUCAAAGGUGAAGGGGGGGUGUUUGAGGGAGGGGGCGACCAAAGAGGAAAAUUGCAUCAUCUGAAACAGGGAUUCCCAGACUUGGAUCUCCAACUGUUUUUGGACUACAAUUCCCAUCAUCCCUGCCCACUGGUCCUGCUAGCUAGGGAUGAUGGGAGUUGUAGUCCAACAACAGCUGGAGACCCAAGUUUGAGAAACUGUGAUCUAAAAGCAGAGGAUACAGAUUUGAAGAAUGCAAACUUAUUUAAAUAGAGAUACAUCUCACUUAGCCUAGUGAGGAAGACUGUGCCCAGGUGACUCUGUGUGCCCACUCAGCCUGCUCCCCUGGUGCUAGUGCUGGUGGGGAACUUCAAGAUCCUCCUGCUCUCCCUUCUUCUUUAAGGUGGACUUGAACUGGACAACCCUUCAAAUGGAGGACUCGCUACUGUAAAGUAGGGCAUGUGGCCACCUUAUGCGGGUGAUGAAGCAGAGGAGCAAACGACAUAAGAGCAGCCAGGUGAUGGAGGGGCAAGGGAGGUAUUUCAAGGUAAAGAUGAGGAGCUCAGACUGGGUCCAGGUAGCCUGAAGAGGGAUGUCACAAUCUUCAGUAGAUAGUCCUAUGAUCUCAUCUGGGCUACAGCAAGACUUCUCCUCUAUAAAUAUUUAGAUUAGACUUCCACCGCCACCGAUCAUUUUUACAGCUCUGUCCCUCGAUUUAUCAGUGUCUUUCAGGAGGGGCAAGGCUUCAUCGCAGCCCAGCUUCCCUGGUGAAAUAGCUGUAGAGCUGUGUACAGCAGGGCUGAUGCUUCACACAUUCAUGAUGGAAUGCUUCCGCGUUAGCAAAAUGACACAGGCUGUUAUUUUUCUUUUUUCAGCUAUAUUUCAUCCCUGGAAAUGCAAGCAGUGGAUUUUUUUUCUUUUUUCUUUUAAAGGAUUCUAAGCAGUGCUGGGAAAUUUUUAGCGCAGCAGCAGCAGCUGGGGAUGGAGCAGGGAGUGGGUGGACCCUGACUGAAGCGGCAGAAUCCAGACUUCCAAAGAAAACCAGAGAAAGAUGGGGCUUAUUCACUCUUCCUCUGGUCGCACUGCUCCCUGCUCCGCCCCCCAGGGAAACGCUCUUUAGAGCUCAGUCGGAGCAAACAGCAAUUCCAGUUUUCUCUGGAUUGACAUUUGCUCCCAUUUAGACCUAAAGAAAAGGUUUUUCCUGGGAAAGGAGCAGGGAAUUGGGGAAACUACUCGGAUCCAUGCGUUCUAGGCACGGGAUAAGCGGAAGUGUUGGCAAGCCCAUAGAUGGAUGAAGUACCUAACUGAGCAAUCCUGACUAUGUGAAUUAAAAGCAAAUCAUGCUUUAGGGCAAUGGAAGACUGAUUUCCUUCUUGCAAUCUAUCGUUUUACUGUCCCACAAUUGUCUUGGGCCAGAUUCAAUGAAAUACAGUGGUACCUCGGGUUACAUACGCUUCAGGUUACAUACGCUUCAGGUUACAGACUCCGCUAACCCAGAAAUAGUGCUUCAGGUUAAAAACUUUGCUUCAGGAUGAGAAGAGAAAUCGUGCUCCGGCGGCGCGGCAGCAGCAGGAGGCCCCAUUAGCUAAAGUGGUGCUUCAGGUUAAGAACGGACCUCUGGAACGAAUUAAGUACUUAACCCGAGGUACCACUGUAGUUGAGCUAGUAAGAGCCAUUACAAUGCAUCCUGCUAGAGCAGUGGGUCUUUCCCCCUCACCCCAAUGUGUCCUCUCCCCAAAUUGGUUCUGGGCUAUUGGGAUAACCCUUAGAGCAGCAUGGAGCGGGAGGAGAAGGGACAUAAUUCCAUCAGCAGAAGCAGAAAUGCGCUAACAGAGAGGUUGGCCUAGUGCAAGAGUGAAUUCUACCCCUUUAAAUUUACAAAGCUAGAGUGUGUUCUCCAGAUCAGGACCAACCCAAGGCAGUUUGUUGCCUGAGGCGAAAGACAAGAUGGCACUCCUGACCGCUGCCACGCACACACAAUCUAGAUGGACCUGCUCUGCCUAAUGCUGGGCUGCCCCUGCUCCAGAUCUCCUAAAAGUAAACUAAGUCUUAACAAUUGAUCCUGAUCAAUUGAUCCUUAAUUGAUCCUGAUGAUGCACUCUUGCUUAACAAUCUUACUGAACUGGACAGAUGUUCACCAUAUCCAACAUCCUUUGGAAUCCACAGGAUGUGAACUUUCUUAGCCCUGUGUCAUUUUUGCCGUUAUUAAUCAAUCCUCCCAUUUUGUACCAUUGUCUGCCACAUCCACUUGCUAAGUCUUGUUUCAAAAAGAAUGGUGAAAUACUGAGGAUAGAUGGUGUGUGUGUGUGUGUGAGAGAGAGAGAGAGAGAGAGAGAGAGAGAGAGAGAGGUUGCUUAUAUAGGCAAAGGACCCGUUCUGGGGUCGGUGGAAGCUUGGGCUUCCCCUGCCUCUGCCCUGCGGCUAAAAAGAAAGCCAAGACAGAGAGCAGGAUCCAUCCCGCUAGCUGUCUUGGCUUCUGCCAAAGCCGCGCGCAGCCUCUCCCGGUGGGAGAGGUUGUGCAUGGCUAAAGAGAUCCCGCUGGCUGUCUUGGCUUCUUUGCUCUUUGGGGCUGGGGGGGAAUAUUUUUUUUUCUUUAUUUCCCCCCAAAAAACUAGGUACACUCUAUGGUCCGGUGCACCCUAUAGAGCGAAAAAUACGGUAGCUCUUCAAACAUCAAACAUAUCCCUGGGCUUUUAUACUGGCCAUUACAGAAGUGCACAAAUUACCCCUACAUAUUGACAGUCUUUUUCAAUACAGUCGUACCUCAGAAGUCAAACGCCUUGCAAGUCGAAUGUUUUGGCUCCCAAACACCGCAAACCUGGAGGUGAGUGUUCCGGUUUGCAAACAUUUUUUGGAACCCGAACAUCUGAUGCGGCUUCCGAUUGGCUGCAGCCAAUCGGAAGCCACAACUUGGUUUCCGAACAUUUUAGAAGUCAAACAGACUUCCGGAAUGGAAUCUAUUUGGCUUCCAAGGUGCAACUGUACACCUCAGAGUAGGCUUGCCCCUCUCCCCACAAAUAACGGCCAUAAGCAGACGUCCAGUCCAGAUAAGAUGGAAGUGCUGUGCAUAGUGGUUUGUUUUUGCCCAGGGGAGUGAUCCUACACUAGACAAAAUUGCACUCCCCCCGAAGGAGCAGGUUUGCAGCUUGGGAGUUCUCCUUGAUCCAUCUUUCUUGUUAGAGCUACAAGUUGCUUCAGUGGCAUGGAGUGCCUCUUACCAGUUUAGGUAUGCCAGGUUUGACCCUACCUGGACGGAGAUAGCCAUGUGCCAUUAUUCAUGCUUUGAUAACUCCGGGUUACACUACUAUAAUGCACUAUACUUGGGGGCUGCCUCUGAACUAUGUUUUCUUCUGCAGAAUGCAGCUAGUAGAUUGCUGACUGGAUAUUAUAAUCAUAAUAUUAUAAUAAUAUUAUGCCUGUGCUAUGCCAACUGCACUGGCUCACACUCAUUUCAGUUCAAAAUGCUCUUUUUUACCUUUUGAAGCUCCUCAUGGCUUCAGAUCAUCAGUCUCUAUAUUUGCCUUCCUGUGGAGGCCCUUCUGUGAAUGCUCUCUCCAUCAAAUGUGAGUUGGGUGGAUACCAGAGAGCCUUCUAAGUGGUGGUGCCCCAGUUCUGGAAUACUCUUUUCAGAAGGUUUGCCUGGCACUUUUUUGUCAUUUUCACUUUCUUGGUGUUUUUAGAUGUGGGGGGUUUUCCUUUAUUUUAGAAUACAGCUCAUUGUUUUAUGCUGCUUUUGUAAGGUUGUAGCUUUCAGCUGCUUUUGUUGUUGUAGUUGUGUUUUAAUUGUUCUUUUUCGUAAAACCGCCCUGGGAAUGCAAUUGAAGGAUGGUAUAAAUAUAAGAAAGGAAUAAGUAAUCAAUACACACAACCCCCGAGUGAUUCUUCUGGCAGCCUUUCUAGAUCACUUCUCAUCUCUUUUGGCCUUUUGAAUACACUUGUAUUUCUGCUAGUCCCUGUGCCUUCACAUUUGGUCUUUGGCACAAAUUGAAUUAGUAUGCCUCUCAUGCCUGCUUCCCCAUCCUUAAUGAAGAUGUUAAUGGGGCUGGAGCUGAACCCUGAUCUCUGCUAAAGUUCUUUUUCUUUAGUCUUAUGCAUCAAUGCUAAGCAUUAUCCUGUAACCUUGGGGCUGUCCCUGGAGUCAUGUCUGAGUUCAAUGGAAGCAGAAAGCAUUAACCUCUCAUCAGAAACGAGUGUAGAUAACAUGCUGCAUCUGGAGGAAACCCUAUUCAAGCCAACACAAUCAAAUUCUGCAAGUGAGGCUCCCUUCAGAUGCACUCAAAAUGCUGUAAUAAAAUUCCGGUCUAUUAAACAAUCCUGCUUAAGAAGUUGCAUGAGACUUUAAUGGACUAUUUAGACUACAGAAUUAUAAUGAUGGGAGACAUGAAUGGCGUAGUUUCCACAAAUAUGGAUAAAGCACAGAGACAAGUAAUUUCCAAGGAAGGGAGACUACCAAAGACUUUUUUGAAAUGACUGAAACUAUGGACUUGAUUGACAUUUGGAGAACAAGGAACCCUCUUGAGAGAGAGGGAACUUUUUCUCUGAAGCAAAAAUGACAUGGACAAGAAUUGACCAAAUUUGGGUAACUAGCAGUAUGGCGCCAAGGAUUAAAAAGGUAGAAAUCUGCUCAAAGACUUGCUCCGACCAUAAUGCUGUAAAGAUGGAGAUGAAACUUACAACAACUGGAUCCUUCAGAUGGAGAAUGAAUGACACCCUAUUCAGGGAUGAAGAGAUUUAUAAGAAGGCCCAAAAAACAGUGAAAGAUUAUUUUGAGAUAAAUUUGAGAACAGAAGUGGAAAAAAGAAUAAUUUGGGACCGUAAGUAAGGCCGUGAUGCGAGGUUUCCUAAUACAACAGAACUCCAUAAAAAGGAAAAAUCAAAAUGAAAGGAAAGGAAAAAUUCUGGAAAAAAUAAAAGAAGGUGAAAAGAAAUUGAGGUCUAAACCAAAGUCUCAUGACAUUCUGAAAGAAAUAAAGUACUAUCAGGUGCAAUAUAUGGAAUUGAUGAAUCAAGAGAUAGAAUGGAAAAUAAAGCAAAUGAGACAAAAGACAUUUGAAUCAGCAGAUAAAUGUGGGAAAUUUCUGUCAUGGCAAUUGAAAAGAGGCAAAAAUUGAACACUGUGACAAGUUUAGAAGUGGACGGAAAGAUUAUCCACAAACCAAAUGAGAUAAGUAAUUGUUUUCAAGGUUAUUUUAGGAAAUUAUAUGCACAAGGGCCAGUUAAUGAACAGGAAAUAGAAGAAUUUGUUAAGAAACAUGGAUUACCAAAAAUUUCAGAGCAAAGCAGAAGGAUUUUGAAUGAGAAAAUAACAGGACAAGAAAUAGAGGGUGCCAUUCAGAAGAUGCAAUUGGGAAAAGCUCCAGGACCAGAUGGUUUGACCGCCAGAUACUAUAAAGUGUUGAAGGAAUGGUUAGUACAACCACUGAAGGAAGUAUGUAAUGAAAUUUUGGAGGGAAAAAGGCACCAGAGUCGUGGAAAGAAGCUUUUAUCUCACUUAUACCGAAAACUGAGACUGAAAAGAACCAGGUUAAAAACUACCGCCCUAUAUCAUUACUCAAUGUGGAUUACAAAAUUUUUGCGGACAUUAUGGCAAAAAGACUGAAGAGAGUGUUGGUAGGGGAGAUUCAUAAAGACCAAACUGGCUUUCUUCCAGGGAGAUAUAUGUCGGACAAUGUGAGGAACAUUAUAGACAUUUUGGAACUGUUAGAAGUGGACAUUAAUAGGAAGGCUGUUUUAAUUUUUGUGGACGCGGAGAAAGCCUUUGACAAUAUUGGUUGGAGUUUUAUGAAGAAGAAUCUCCAAGGGAUGGGGGUAGGUCAAGGGUUUGAAAAUGGUAUAGGUGCAAUAUACUCUAAACAAAAAGCAAAGUUAAUUGUAAACAAUGUGGUAACGGAAGAAAUACCUAUAGAAAAGGUACACGACAGGGGUGCCCAAUAUCCCCUCUAUUGUUUAUAUUAGUCCUGGAGGUUUUGUUAAAUAUGAUUAGAGGAGACCAGUUGGUUAAAGGAGUACAAGUCGGAGCCAAACAGUACAAGUUAAGGGCAUUUGCAGAUGACCUAGUAUUGACCUUGCAACAGCCAGAUACUAGUACUAAAAGAGUAUUAGAACUAAUUGAGAUAUUUGGUCAAGUAGCAGGAUUUAAACUGAACAAACAGAAAACGAAAGUGUUGGAUAAAAAUUUAACAUUGGCCGAAAAGAGAAGUUUCAGAAUGAAACAGGACUAGUGAUAACGAAAAAGUAAAGUACCUGGGGGUAAACUUAACAUCUAAGAAUGUGAAUUUAUUUAAGGACAAUUAUGAUAAAUGUUGGACAGAGGUAAAGAAGGAUCUAGAAAUAUGGUCAAGGUUGAAACUUUCUUUGUUAGGCCGAAUUGCUGUUAUCAAGAUGAAUGUAUUGCCUAGAAUGUUGUUUUUAUUUCAGACAUUGCAGAUUUUGGACAAGAUGGACUGUUUCAAGAAGUGGCAGAAAGAUAUAUCUAAAUUUGUCUGGCAGGGCAAAAGCCCAGAAUAAAAUUUAAGAAUCUAACUGAUGCUAAAGAUAGAGGGGGGUUUGCCCUGCCGGACUUAAGACUCUACUAUGAAUCGGCGGCUUUCUGCUGGUUGAAACAGUGGCUACUUCUUGAGAAUACAGAUAUUUUGGAUCUAGAAGGGUUUGAUAAUAGAUUUGGUUGGCAUGCAUAUAUAUGGUAUGAUAAGGUAAAACAGCAUAAAGGUUUCAAAAACCAUAUUGUUAGGAAAGCAUUAUACAAUGUUUGGAUGCGGUAUAAAGAUCUAUUGGAAAGUAAAACUCCCAGGUGGUUGUCACCAAUGGAAGCUAAAGAGGUGAAAAAACUUAAUAUGGAGUCUAAAUGGCCAAAAUAUUGUGAAAUUCUAGAACAAGAUGGGGAAAAGUUAAAUUACAGAGCUAUGAGAAAUUAAAGUCCAAAGUGCGAGAUUGGUUGCACUACCUUCAGAUAAACGAGACAUUUAAACAGGACAGGAAAAUAGGUUUCCAGAUGGAGAGGUCAAAAUUGGAAACAGAACUGUUAGAACCCAAUACUAAGAAUCUGUCGAGAAUGUAUAAUCUGCUGUUGAAAUGGAAUACACAGGAUGAAACGGUGAAAUCAGCUAUGAUAAAAUGGGCACAAGAUAUCGGUCAUAACAUUAUGUUUGCUGACUGGGAACAGUUGUGGACCACCGGUAUUAAAUUUACGGCAUGUAAUGCCUUAAGAGAAAACAUUAUGAAAAUGAUGUAUAGGUGGUACAUGACCCCAGUCAAGCUUGCAAAAAUUUAUCAUUUGCCCAAUAACAAAUGUUGGAAAUGUAAUGAGACUGAAGGUACUUUUUAUCACCUUUGGUGGACCUGCCCGAGGAUAAAAGCUUUUGGGAAAUGAUCUAUAAUGAAAUUAAGAAGGUUCUUAAAUGGACCUUCCCUAAAAACCAGAGGCUUUUCUCUUGGGCAUUGUCGGCCAAUUGGUGAGAAGGAAGGACAGGACGUUUUUAUGUAUGCGACAACAGCAGCAAGGAUUCUUCUAGCAAAGUAUUGGAAGACACAACAACUACCCACACUGGAAGAAUGGCAGACGAAGGUGAUCGACUAUAUGGGACUGGCCGAAUUGACUGGCAGAAUCCGUGACCAGGGGAAAGAGACAGUGGAAGAAGAUUGGAAGAAAUUUAAAGUUUAUCUUAGAACUUGUUGUAAAAUUCAGGAAUGUUAAAAUGUCAAGGGGUUGGGAAACAGAGAACUGCAGCUGUAAUUAAUAAUAUUAGAAGAACUUAAAAGAAAUUGAAUUGAAUAAUUAGUUGAUUGAGGAGUUGCUGAAGAAAUAUAAAACAAGGAUGCAGAAAAGGGGAGGUAUGGGGAAGUCCGGAAAGUAAGGUUUAUGAAAAAUGGCUAUGAAAUUAUACAUGUUUAUAUGUUUGUAUGUCGGUGUUUUGUGCAUUGUUUGCUUUCUUAUCUUAUGUUUGGAAAAUUAAUAAAAAUUUAUUAAAAAAAAAAAAAAAAAAAAAAUAUUAAACAAUCCUGCUUCUACUUGGCCACUAAUUCUGUAAUUACAGAAAAAUAAAAGCUGUCAAAUUCCCUGGCAAGAUUUAUUCCUGGUAAUCUCCUUGUGCAAGUUUUGGCUUACGGUUCCAUUAUUCUCUAAUAGCUCAGAGUCAUUCUUCCCCCCCCCCCAUGUGCUUUCGGUAGGGUUGCUACAUUAGAUUUGCAGGGCAUCAAAUGGUCAAGGGUCAGUGUGCUUGAAAAUCAAUACUAUAUUUACUUAGAUCUGAUCCCUGAUUAGGUCUUACUGAAAAAGUGUGCUCCUGGGAGGCGGGGUGGGAAACAACCUUUCUUGAAUAACACAAUGCUGGGGUGGAGAACCUCCAGGCUGCAGUCCAAAUCCAGACAGCCAGACCUCAGAAUUCGAACAAUUAAAACCUCUCUAGAUCAUGCCCUCCCGUGAUGAAGUGGACCAUAAGAUUGUACCCUAAGUCUGUAGAAAGCCUAAACAGGUCUCUUUUGCCCUCUGGGUCCACCUCUACCUACUGGAAAUGCUUUGGUUACAUUCAGAACAGCCUCUCAAAUGGAAUUUACACCUUUUGUAUGAUGUCAAAACAACCCACCUUAUAUUUCUUCAGAUGUUCCCAUUUAUGCACCCACAAUUAUUUACGUUUUCACAUUUAUGAGAGAUUUUGUUCCUCUCCCCCCCUCCCCAUGCUGGAUGCUUUCCUCUUAUGCCUUACCUUCUUGUUGUUCUGUUACAAAAUCUGUUUUGCUCUGGACUCCAUGGGAUCUCAUCGGGAUAUAUCAAAGUUUGAAUGAGACUUUUGGGAUCAUAGAAUAUAUGCCAGGUAUAGAGGAACAGAGGUGGCAGCUCCUCAUCCAAUUAACUUUUUUUCUUUAUGGUGAAUAUUGCUAAAACAGAAAAGGGUGUUGGGAUUUACUUGUGGACGUGUCUCUUAGCCCAAAUCUAGAAAACAGUUAAUUGUACUCGGGUUCUGCUAAAAUCAAUAAAAAAUAUAUAGUCGAGUGAGAAAUCAAUUCAUUUCAACCGUCAUUGCAUGCAGUUGACUUUCUAUGGGUUGAGCUUAUGUGCCUUCUUCUGCUAGGCUCAGAAAGUGAGAUAAUUAUAGUCAGAAAGUCUCCAUUUUUUGUGUACUCUAAUAUUAUCUAGAUCCCCCUCUGUUUUGACUAAAUGCAACUAUUGUUUAUGCCCACUUCAGAAUCAAAGCUGUCAGUGGAACAAAGAUCACCGAGCAACCAUAAAGUGUGCAGUUCAAGGGUUUAUCUGUUGAGCCUACCGUAAUCUGUGUAGCCCCACUUUGUGUUCCAUUUCUUGGUUACGCUAGAGCUGGCAUAGCCAAACUUGGCCCUCUGGCUGUUUUUGGGACUACAACUCCCAUCAACCCUAGCUAACAGGGCCAGUGGUCAGGGAUGAUGGGAACUGUAGUCCCAAAACAGCUGGAGGGCCAAGUUUGGCCAUGCCUGCACUAGAGCAUAACCAAGAGGUGUAGCCUAAGGAUUGGCUCUUGUGGUAAUCUAAGUCUCUGUACAAAAAGACAAGAGGAGAGGAGAGUUAUCUGGUCCGCUGAUCACAGGCAUCUUGCUUAGUCCAGCUGCAGUUCCCAUUUGGGUUGUAGUGGUCACCACUUGAGAUCAUACUGCUGCUGCAGGUGUGACCAAGCCCAUAAGCUGUCUGUCUUGAUGCUUCUUCCCUAAAAGCUCCAAACGAAGCCUGUAGCAUAUUUUUAGUUUCUUUCCGAGACCAACAUCUUGCCAAUUACUUUCAGGGAUUCUUCAGAUUUAGAGGGCUACCUAGACCAUUACUACAGCACACAAUUAUUACUAGGAGUCAUAAGUCAUUAUUGUAUUUAUUCUUUCUUUCUUUUCCUAGUAAAUGCCUGGCUCUCUCCAUUAAAAAACAAAAACAAGCCUUUCUCCCUGACCUUCAUGUAACAACAUUAAUGCAUUCUGCUAACAUUAGCUUCUCUCUGCUGGAGAUGCCACAGGCUUUACUUGCUUCUGACUUCCCAUCUCACAUACUGGUGUCACUUUCUAACCCUGGCUGUGUUCUCAGCCCCCAUGUAACCAUACAAUCUGUCUCUCUUGGUUUCCCCCCCUUUGGAAAAAUCUGAGCUUAGCUGCACUGUAAUGAGGCUCCUCUCUAGAAUGAACAGACUGCAGUUUAGCACUUCCUCCCACUGUUCUUUUUAUUCACACGGUUUAUUCUCAAAGCUUUCCAAAAUUCCGGCUCCCUUACAGAUUUGCUUUGUGCAACAGCUCUGCGGGGCCUCUAGCGAAGCUGAGCUUCGUGUCCUUGCUCAAGAGGAGACACCAUUUCUUCCCUCUCGGACAUUAUGCCGUCCGUGCCUGUGCUCUCAUCUUAAUCCUGCCCAACAAGCAAAAAUAAAGGAGGCAGAUAAGCAUGUUGCUGCAGAAUAGGCUGGCCAAAUGGGAAGAUGAACAGGGCUUCUGUACUAUUAAUAGUGGCAUGGGAAAGGGAAUUUCAGCAGGUGCAGCUUAUCAUGCAAGAGGGAGAAAAGCAAUUGGAAUGUUCUCUUCUGCUCAGCUAUUUAUGGUACGUGUGUCUUAUCCUCCUUCACAUCUGGUCAACCUACUACUUAGCAGGAAGAGAGAACAAAAGUGCCAAAUUGUUCACUUCCAGAUGUUGGCCAAGGGUGGCUAAGUAUACAGUGCUAACACCCAUGACAACAAUCUAUCCAUCUUAUGAAUUUUGUUUGUUCCAGAAAGACACAUCCAUCCCCAUGUUUUUUGGGGUGGAAGAAAGCAUAGGUAGACAAAUUGACAGAAACAGUCCACACUUGGACAAUGUCUAGGACCACCCAAAAAUUUACAAAACAGGGGCAAGCUUUUGAGUUCUACAGAACUCUUCGUCAUCAGGCAAAGAUGUUACACAACACAGGAAGUGAGAGGAUGAACGUUCAGGGUUUAUUUAAAAGAAGCCAAACAUUACAUAAUUAAGCUGGAUGUUAUGGCCAUAAGGCCAGCUUUUAGGCUUGGUUCCUACAUGCAGAUUUCAAACUGACUAAGUAUCUGCUAAGUUCUACAAGUAUGAGGAUUCUGGAAGCAAGAAGCAAUGGCUGUUCCCCACAGUGAAAGGUCAGCUGCUACCCAGAUCCAUCCCACGCUGUUCGCAUAGUUCUCCUGAUGCCCUUUUGCCCUUCCUACAUCUCCCUGUUUUCUCUUGAGGCUCAGUGUCUAAGCCUUGCCCCUGCUUGUUCCCCAGCUACGUUGCUGUUCCAUGAUGGCACUUGCAGGCUUUCCUGACUCAGCUGUCACUGUCCUGCAGUCCUGCUUUAAAGCUGGCUGUCUUCUUUGCAAUGUGAUAUGGUGCGCUAGCACUUUUUGCCUGUGCGGCGUUGUCAACUGGACACAUGACGCGAAUGAAUCAGCAAGACGGUUUACCCGUUGUGACCUCUAGUAUUCUUGGCACACAGCCCAAGAUACUUCACACCUCCUUUUGGACUUCAGAGCUUCCCACGGUACUAGGUUCUAGGUCAGAUCCUAGUGGUGGGCAUUGCAGCCACAGUGUAGAAGAGAGGUGAUGAUUUUUUGUUGGCAGUAGAAACCAGCAGGCAGCAAGUCCCCAGCCUCACUUCUCUGAGAGAAAGAGAGAGCUAGAGAACCUGAUGUGCUUUCUUUUGAAUUCUGAUCUAAAACGCACCUGGCAUGAACUUCUGUGAACUUGUCAGGCAGGAGAGGUGUGUUUUUAUUGCUUCAUAGAGAAUUUCUGGAACUGAUCAUUUCAGCAUGAGUAUCUGCUGUGGCCACUGUGCACCCUCUUCCAAAAACUUAAGCAUAUGAACUGGACUUUAUCUAUUCUGUGUGUUGGGAGCACACCACAAAAUGAAAACUACCUUCACAGAUUUUCUAGCGGUUGUGGUUAUAGGGAAAGCUACUGAAAAUGCAUCUUCAAGCUAUUGUAGACAGUUUGUGAUAGAAGCAAAGGCCCACAGACCAGAUUGGGGGGUGGUCUGGAUGGGACAAUGGGGCUUGAUUUUGAGUUAGAGUGUCCCCUGCCAACAUUCACCAACAUAUAUGUACAGCAAAUGAUAAGAGUUAUUCACUAAGUAAUGAUAAGGAGGAAGUGAGAAAACUUUAGUAUUUUUCAAGACCGACGACAUGACUCUAUGCCAUCAUCCAAUCUAAUGAAAGUACUGUUCAGAUGCAGGUUCUGCAGGGAUUUAUACACAAUGGGAUGUGACCCACUAGGCUUGUUCUUUACCUGUGUAUGGCUUAGAGGGCGUCCCAUUUUUCACCAUAUCCUAGCUGCACCUGAGACUGGAAUUUAAGAAAUGAGUGUCAAUUGCAAUAUGCUGUGAAAGAAUCACAAUCUACCCCAGCUAGGAGACCACUUUUAAUCCUUUUGUUUGUGUCAAGGGAUAGAGCCAAAAUUUAUCAGCCCUAGGCAGUAUGGCUUACAAUUGUGGAAGAGCCCUUUCUGAGCUUUCAAUCCAGGCUCUUCCUUGGCCUGUUUUUUUUCUUUCAGUGCUGUAUUGAUAUUCACCACCACCAAACCAUCUGUCUGUAGCUGAGUUGCUGGUCAAUAAAAUAGCAAAAUUCCACCUUAAUUAAGAGAGUGUGUGAGCAUUUACCUUAACUAACUGAGCCUUGGUAAGCAGAGUAGAAAAGCAACCCUAAGUAUACUUAGAAGUCUUCUGUAUCUGUAGCAGCACCGCAUGGUAAGUUUUAAAAAUGGGAUUGUAGCACAUCAGGCUGUAGGAGAGGGGCUGCGUUUAGAAUGUUCUCCUUUCUCCCCUUCCCAGAACGCCCCCCCCCCCCACACACACCACCUUGCAUGUAGAAAACUAGUGUGUCAGGGAAUGAAGGUCUCAGCCUUGCCUUCUUCCUGACAUUUUAAUGUGUGCAAGGUGGCUCCGCCAGCUCAGAAUUCAGCACUAUGUGUAACCACACCUUCCACUCUCUCACACACUUGUGGGCUGAAGUGGCAAGGAGCAAGGGGCAAGGCAAGCGCUGUCAGGAGAUUCUCCAGCUUUAUUGAUUGCUGGAACAAGGCUAAUGUCUGAAGUGUCCCACGGCUGUGACAUGGACUAGGGGAGCACACAAUCUGCUGCCACUGCAUGGUGUGUUUGGGAGGCGAAAGAGAGAAACCACUCAGCAAGAAUAAGAAGAAGCAAGGUCUCAGAGCGAGAUCCGUUUACUACAGUCACCAGGUCAGCAUGGGAGGCUGAGCAGCUAAUUCUAACUUUCUUGCCUCUUUAUUAGCCCCAUAAACUAGCCAAGCAUUUCAUUAAGGGGAAGGAAACAGUAGGCUAUGCAUGCCGAGAUGGUUGUGCAACAACACCUGAGGGAUGCAUAACAACGGGCUGCUUUUCAGGAAGGCUUGUGCAUCUGUCAGGAGCUCAGGGCCGGACUAGCUGAACCAGCACAUUUCUUGCCCUCAGAUGGAGCGGGGUGGCUUAGAACGCAAGAAACAGCCUUCUACUGUGUCAGACCACCAAACCAUGCACCUCAGUAUUAUAUACACUAGGGGUAGGGAAGCUUCUUCAGCCUGAAGGCCAUAUUCUCUCAUAGAUGAGCUUCCAAAAAUCGCAUGCUAGACAGUGCUAGAGACAAAGGAGGGGUAGAGGAGGUGUGACAUGUGACGUUGGCACUGGGGUGUGGCCAGGGGCCACAUGUGGGGGGCUGGAGGGGCUGCAUUUGCCUUUGGGGCCUGGGGUUCUCCAUCCUGGUCUGUAAUGACUGCCAGCACCUCUCUAGGAUUUCAGACCAGAGUCUCUCUCAUCCCCAGCUGCAGUUGUCAGAGAUUGAACCAGAGACCUUCUGCAACCAAAGCUGAUGCUCUUCUGCUGGGUUACAGCCCUUCCCUGUUUGUAACAUGAAAGAAGAAAGGUGGAGACAGGAAUUGAUAUGGAUAGAGCUGAAAGCGGCAUGAGAGGAAUCGCUUCCUCUGGUGUACUGUAUUCACAUUUUGUUUUACUGUCGAUUCUGUGCAGGCAGGUUUGGGGGGGAGGAAUAUAUUUUAAAAACAUAUAAAUCCUGUUUACUAGAGGUGGCAGGAUGUACCCACCACCAUGAACUUCUUUGAAACUGCCUUCUGGUCUCUUUAAAAAAAAAGAAAAAGCCAGCUCUUUGCAGGCUAAGUCCACUAAAUUUUACAUUGGUGCAUAAUCUGCAGUAGCUGUCACUACUCUGACUCCUAUUUAGCCCUCAAGAAAGAAGUACCUGGUUACCAUAUUGCAUUGUAUCUGGGGAAUUUGUGUGAAGUCUACGCAAGCUCUCUCGAUGUUUGCAUUGAAAGAGAAGAUGCAUAUAGAUCAUUUUGCCGUUCAUUAACCCAACAAUUACCCAUUAUCAGCACCGUUGCUUGCCUUCACGAGGGUAAGCAUUGUUAAUAUGUUUUGACAUCACCACCACGGGACCGGGUUUGUCUUCUCUAUGAGAUACUCAUCUUCUCUGUUAGGAUAAAAUACAUAUUUCUGCAGCAGCCAGAGCAGCUUUUAGAGAAAAUAAAUUCCAACAGUGUUUUCCACAAUCCCCUUUAGAUAAUAGCCCUAGAGAGCUAAUAGUGUAAUGGCUGAGACAUUGCACUACAAAUCUCCAGUUCACAACUUGCCUCUGCCAUGAGUUCAUGGCAGUCUCAGGUAGACACUGCAAUAUGGGGGUUUUACUUGCCAUAUAAGAUUCAAACUAUAUAUUUAAAGUAGGGAUAGGCAACCCAGAAGGGCCACAGAUUUCUCAUGCAUGGAGUCCAGAAGGGCCACAGAUUUCUCAUGCAUGCUCUAAAGUCUAAACUGCUACUAUUACUAUCAGGAAUAUCAUAAUCAGAUCAAUCCUUCAUUGCUCGUGUUUUCCUUUUCCAAUGCUUCUUGACAUAUAUACACAUCUUCCCUUAGUUCUUUUCCAUUAUGCUCCCAUCUUAAGGAAUAUUAUAGUGCAGGACAAGCACAAAACAGAUAAAGCUUAAUGAAAGGCAAAUCCAGGGCAAGAUGGGUUGCCUUAAACAAUGUAUUUAUUUAAGAAAUAAGAAUACAAAUACAGCAUAUAUGAAAAUGCAUACAAUAACUCUAAAUUGGUGGCAGAAAAUGCUAUGGUUGACUAUGAUGCACAGAGUUUUGAUUAGGAGUGUAACUUGAUUAAAUCAAAUUAAAUUAUUUGUUAAUCAAAUAAUUAAUUGUGUAUGUACUCAGCAUAUGAACAUUGGGUGGGUGGGUCUUUUAAAAGGCAUUCUUUCUUUGUUUUUAGAUUGUAUAUGCCAUAGAAUCAUAGGGUUGGAAAAGACCUUGGGAGUCAUCUGGUCCAAACCCCAACACAGUGAAGGAUGUAAACACAGAAUCCCUUCCAGCUGGCUGUGCAGCUUCCACUUCAGUAUCUCCAGAAAAACAUAACCUCUGAAGGCAGCAUGUCCCACCGCCCACCAUCAGGAGGUUCCUCCUAAUCAUGUUUAUCUGAAAUCUGCUUCCCUGAUAUUUCUGGCCAUUGACCUGCCCUCUGGAGCCAAAGAGCAAGUCUCCAACUUCUUUGCGACAGACCUCCAGAUAUUUCAAGAUUGUUAGUUAAUCUUCUUAAAUAUGGCAUUCCAUCCUUCGUGAGAGUCAAGGGGGAAUACCUCCUUUAAGACAAUCUGUUGUUUUAUAAAGUACUAAAUUAUUAUAACAUUUCUUUUUUUAAAAAAAAGUUGCCCGGCUAAUGAAGGAUGCCCUUUAAUCGACUGAGAACCUCUCUAAUAGACUACAUCCAACUCAUUAAUUAAUGAAAGGUUGAAAACCUGUUUGUAAUUGUUCUUCGGGAACUUACAGUACUACAAAUAUUGCCAAAUGUCAGCACAAGCUUUGCUGCCACACUUGACAAGCUGAAAUCCAAACAAGCUACCACAUUACUGCUCUCCCCAUAAAAAAACCCUAGCCCUCACCCACGCAUAUUCCAGAAUGAUUAUCUGAGUCUUGCAACGUUAAACUUUUACUCUGAAAUCUUUGUGCUUUGGUUGAGAAAAAUACCAGAACAGAUGUACAGUCCAUCAUCAUAUAUCCUAUCUCCACUACCAUUAUGAUUUUUACUCUGAGCUCGUAAAUCAGGGCUGUCCAAUGGGGUGCCUUCUGGAUGUUGCUGAACUGCAACUUUUAUCAUUCCUUACUAUUGGACAUACGGGAUGCGGGUGGCGCUGUGCGUUAAACCACAGAGCCUAGGACUUGUCGGUCAGAAGGUCGGUGGUUUGAAUCCCUGUGACGGAGUGAGCUCCCGUUGCUCGGUCCCUGGUCCUGCCAACCUAGCAGUUCGAAAGCACGUCAAAGUGCAAGUAGAUAAAUAGGUACCACUCCGGUGGGAAGGUAAACGGCAUUUCCGUGCGCUGCUCUGGUUCGCCAGAAGUGGCUUAGUUAUGCUGGCCACAUGACCCGGAAGCUGUACGCCGGCUCCCUCGGCCAGUAAAGCGAGAUGAGCGCUGCAACCCCAGAGUCGGUCACAACUGGACCUAAUGGUCAGGGGUCCCUUUACCCUUUACCUUUACCAUUGGACAUGCUAGCUGCUGGAAAUUGGAGUCCCAGCAAAAUCUGGAAGGCACCGCGUUGGCUACCCCUGCUAUUAACAAUGUCUUUAUUGGUUUCUUAUGAUAUAUGCCUAAUUAGUUUGCUGAGACUUGCCUUAUCACCAAACCAGCACAAGAUUGUGAUUUAUAGAAGAAAAAUCUAUUUGCUUCAUUCUCUCUCUCUCUCUCUCUCUCGUGUACAUAGCAGACUUGCUUGUCUGCAAAGGAGAGGAAACAAAGGGUGUGUGUGUGUGUGUGUGUGUGUGUGUGUAAUGGAACACACACAAACACACACACACACUUUGUAUUACAUGCCUAGGAGGAAAAUCUGUACUGGCUACUGUUCCUGGCUCUCUAGCUCUUGAUAUUUGCUGGAUGAGUCACUUUUGAUGACAAAUACAUUAAACAGUAUCUUUAACCCUGCUUUCCAAUCAUUCUUCUUUUGUGCAAAAUACAGCACAGUAUAGUCACAGCUGCUGCGGCAUCAUUUACAAUAUACAAAUCAAUUGUACAUUAAGCUCUUGUCUGAAACAUGAUGGGUCCAAGCCAGAACACUCCCCAGGACAAUUUCACUGUAUACAAGCUUAAAUCCUGUCAACACACUUUUCUUCCAACUGAACUUGAAAAUUUGUGGUUAUGAUGAAUGAUAUUCUGAGAGGUGUUUUCACCCACUGGUCUGUCAAACCAGAUCAACAAUAGCUGUUCUGUUUGUCCUGUUAGAGAUGUUUUCUUAAUUUUUAAAAAAUGACAAAGAGACUUUUUCCAUGUUAGGUAACAGACAAGACACUGACACACAGGACCAAUGAAAUUGGCCAGAACAUUACUUAAGCCCAGAAGUCUCAUAUUACAUAACCUCUAGGGUAGGUAUAUGAGAGAGCACAGAAAAAUAUAGGCAAAUCUUGUGUAAACAUGAAGCUGUCAUUCUACUUCAAGCUAAUAGGAUCAGGUUUCUUAUUCCAAAAGGGAAGAUAUUUGGUGAUAGCAGCAGUAGCUGCAAAAAAGAAAAUGGCGGGUGGUGCAUGCACCACAACCCUUGUCCAAUUGUGAGUCUCGUGCCAUUCAAAGUAAGUAGAAUGGUUGCAGAACCCUUUCAGUGCAGCCUGCCCUCCCAUUUUCCUUUGUAAAACAACUGCGAAGUGGAAAUCUAUGCCAUAUGAUAGAAGCCCAUCAAAUAUUAUUCAAUACCAGCUCCCCUGCCCCCAUCCUUUAGGACCAAAGCAGCCUGGUUCUUGGUUUUGUUUAAGGUCUUGUUUCUCUUUCUUUCCUGCCACUUGUAAUCAAAAAUAUCUCUUUUUUUCUACAUAAUGACUAGCAAUAAGAAGACUCCUUGAUCCAUUCUACAAAUGACAUUCACUGAUCACAGUGGAAAUUGAUCAAAAUACCACAGGAAGGCAGCAUGCGGCUCCUGAAACCUUUUUGUGCAUACAUGGUCUCCUUUCCUGUUGUUUGCCCUCACCAUCUGGAAUUCAGAAAGAGAGGGGUCUGAUUAUGUUAUUAUCUCUAAGGCUUAAAAAAAAUUCUUCUUUACCUCUUUUUCUCUCUGAAGCUUAAGUGUAAUGUUCCCAUUUCUAAAAUGGGCAGAUUUUUUUUGGACGGUCUUCUACGUGCUUAAUUCCUUGAUGAUACAAUGCACGUUCUGUGUGGCUCGUCUAACUUUCUUGUCAACUUUGCUCAUAAGGCAUUUUCCACCUGUGGUUCAAGGGUACUCUGAGAGGCAGACCCAGAUGGGAGAUUCCUAUCCUGCUUAGUUUAACAUCAAAAUGGAAAAGUCAGUACAGUGGUACCUCAGGUUACAUACGCUUCAGGUUGCAUACUCUUCAGGUUAAAGACUCUGCUAGAAAUAGUGCUUCAGGUUAAGAACUUUGCUUCAGGAUGAGAAUAGAAAUCGUGUGGUGGCAGCGGGAGGCCCGAUUAGCUAAAGUGGUGCUUCAGGUUAAGAACAGUUUCAGGUUAAGUACGGACCUCCGGAACGAAUUAAGUACUUAACCUGAGGUACCACUGUAAUCCAAAAGAUGGCACUAUGUUGCACAGGAGUUGGAAAAAAAAUAUCCCCUGGACUGUGCACCCCCAAAUCUCCUUCUCUUCUACCCCAGACAUAUUAAUAGUUAAGAAUACACUAAAUUUAUUUUAUCUUCAAAGUGCUCUGCAAACAUUAGUCAAUUAAUUCUCAGAGCUUGCCUGUGAGUCACUAUUAUUCCUGCAUGUGUUUCCAGCAUCUGCGUGAUUAGCUGUCCACUCUGAGCUUUCUCCGCAGUUUAGCUUCCCAGGGACUCUCUGUGGAUUACUUUCCUCGCAGAUAUCUACUUGCUGCCAUUGGCAGUUGUCAUCUUCCGCCAGCAUUCCUCCAUCCAUAUCCCUUGCUCCCUGUUUCUCUGCUGUGGCUGAAGCUUACAGCUGUUUCCAUUAAAGAAAUCUCCAGAGUGGAGGAGUCAUUAGUCUUGACAAAAUGAAAGUGUGUGGGGAUGGGCGGGGGGGGGGAGAGAACCACAGAAAGAGACCAAAGAUGAGGAAAAUAAAUAUUUCCCAAAGAGUUAAUGAGCUCUCUGUGGGAUUUGAACUCAAGACCCUCAGUACUGCUGCUCAGAUCUGUACCAUAUUCACUUAAACAGUAACUCUGUUAGCAGACUUGAAUAGUUUCGGUUUCUGAGUAACAAAAUUGUUUGAUUCCCUGGUAUAUUUGCCUCACCCUGUUUAAAAUCCCUGGGGCUCCCAGCUUCUACUGCAGUCAGUGAAUUAGGCAAACUGACUCAGUUGACGUAAGGAUUACAUCUGAGAUACUUACAGUUCUCUUCUUGGAGAGAUCUAAAUUGAUUUAAGGCAGGACCAGCUUAGUCCUCAAAGGAAACUCAGAUCUUCUUAAUGUAGCUCGAUGCUUUUUUUGCUUAGUACCAAACUUUUUAAAACUCUGGUGUUUUAAGAAUUUAAACUCGGAGAUCAUCGUGUACAUUUUGAACACAUUUAGCGCCAUGUUUGACAUUUCCUCGCCUACCGUAGUGUUUUCAUGAACUUAGUCGCUACAACUAUACAUUAUGCUCAAUUAAUAUCAAGGGCUUUUGAAGUGGAACAUGCUACAUACAAGCAGCAUGCUGAAUUAAGAUUAAGACUGCAUUGCAUCAUAGCAUAGCAGGUGGAUGCAUUCAGAGAUUCCUGGUCCCAGCAACUUUAUUAUUUAUUAUCUUAUUUUCUCCUCAGAAAUCUCCUUCACAAAUCUGGAUUUCAUACAUCUAAAUCAAACACCAACCACUGCAAAUUACUGGAUUUCACAUGUUGAUCUGCCUAGGCUGCCACCCCAGAAACAUACCCAAAACUUCCAGAUUCACUGCCCCCAAAGAUACGUUAUUUCAUCCCUUCUGUGUAUAACUAGAAGUGUGGACUGUGCAGAAUCAACAGCUCUUCAGAGUAUUGAAUGUGGGUAUUUCAUACACCCCAGAGCAUGAGAUGCUGGUGGAGCUUGAAAUGGACUCCCACACUUUGGUGGACUUCUAAUAAUAAAAAUGAGGAGGAGGAGGAGGAGGAGGAGGAGGAAACAUGGACUGGGAGAUCAAGGAUGUGAAAAGCUAGUGGCUGAGGAUGGCUGCCUUUGGGUAGAUACUGGGUGGGGGAGAGAGAAAACUGCAUUUUGGGGGAUUUGGGUUGCAGUCCCAGAGACUGCUUUGCUGAGGACAGCAAGAAUAAUGGUAGAUGGACUACAUUAUUGUUUAAAAGCAUACCAGCGCAAGUAGAUAAAGAGAUACCGCUGUGGCAGAAAGGUAAACAACAUUUCUGCGCACUGUGGCACUCGUCCUGGUGUCCCGUUGCGCCAGAAGCAGUUUAGUCAUGCUGGCCACCUGACCCAGAAAGUUGUCUGCAGACAAACGACAGCUUCUUUGGCCUGAAAGCGGAGAUGAGCGGCGCACCCCAUAGUCAAAUUCAACUUGACUUAAUCGUCCAGCCAUUCUUUACCUUUGCCUUUACCUUUCUUGAUAUUAUUAUAAAUAUUUUGUAACUUUAGCAUCUUGCAUUAUAUUUUCUGUUGUACUUAAGGUAAAAGGUAAAGGACCCCUGACAGUUAAGUCUAGUUGUAAAUGGCUCUGGGGUUGCAGCACUCAUCUCACUUUACAGGCCGAGGGAGCCAGUGUUUGUCCGCUUCUGCAGACAGUUUUUCCGGGUCAUGUGGCCAGCAUGACUAAGCCGCUUCUGGUGAAACCAGAGCAGUGCACAGAAACACCAUUUACCUUCCCGCCGGAGUAGUACCUAUUUAUCUACUUGCACUUUGAGGUGCUUUUGAAAUGCUAGGUUGGCAGGAGCUGGGACUGAGCAAUGGGAGUUAACUCCGUCGCGAGGAUUCAAGCCGCCGACCUUCUGAUCGGCAAGCCCUAUGCUCAGUGGUUUAAACCUAAGCUAUCUCCCAGGAGAACAACCAUCUCUGAUGCAACUGAAGUGCAUAGAUAUCAGUGUGACUGUUAUAGGAACUCAUCCGGUAGUGCCAUUAUGUGAAAAUAGGCACUCUGUCAUAUGCCUGCAAGAAUUUUAGAACUAUUUUUGAAUAAAUAAAAACUUUCUGAAAUGAACUUGAAAGGUUCUAGAUGAAAGCACACAGAUCUACAUAAGUACAUGAAAGGACAAGUGCAAUCGCUUCCUCUCAGCGAUGUUCUACCAUCCAAGUCCAUUCCUUUUUUCCUUGACUAAAGAAAUUGACCAAACUAGAAGCUGCUUCUGAUCUGAUCUGGUUAAUUUCAACAUCUUAUUAACUGCCAUGGGACAUGGGGAAGAAACUGUAAUGAGGACUUAGGAUAGGUAUCAACAUACUUUCCCCUCAUAUGUCCUUUCAUCUAUAAUUCUUGCAACCAUGCUGUAUCAGGGCUGGUACCUCUUAACAAUAGUAUUAUGGGGGUUGUAAUUCACUUUACUCUUCAGAAGCAAUCACAUGUACAUAGCCAUACCCAUUUCACAGGUUGCAGAAAGACUGCAUGGUAGAUCUCCAGACAGGAAGAAAUUUGCAUUAAGUACAUGCAUACUAUCACAGGAAGGAGCAUUUGUCCUUUUGGACAUUUAACCAAACCAAUCACAGCCUCUCCUUUUUAGUAGUUUGUAGUGGAAUAGUUAAAAGUUACAUUCAAACAAAUGACUUGCCAUGUGGCUCUUCCUCCACACAUUUCUUUCAAGUGUUUGCCCAUGUGACUUCAAUAUACAAAUCAUGGAUAAAUUAUUUAGAAAUUAUUUACUGACUGGGAAUAAGCAAGAGUUUAGCUUACUGGUAUAUCUUUUUAAGAAAUGCAUGCUAUCUGAAAUAUUUAAAUCUCCUAUGUCUUUACUAUAAAAUUACUUUAAUGUCGUAAAAUUGUUUUAUAUUAUUGUUAUGUCUGCUUUGUAUCUCAGUAUUGUGUGUUUAAUAAUGGUUGUUAUCUACCCUGAGGCUGUGAAUAAUGUAUGUCAUCUGAGUAAGUCAUCAUCCACUGCGAAGGUGCAUUCUGAACUCUCGGCUGUGUAAUUUCGCUUCAUUUUGCUGUGUGUGUGGUGUGAUCUGCAGAGGGGGGGAAAUCUGAGUAUAAAUCCAGGGAGAUGUUUCUGUGAAAUUUCUCCAGCAAAUUCCAUCUGACGCUUUAGGAGGGAGCCAAACAUUGGAAAGUUACCGCUUUCAAAGUGUCCCCCAGAUAUCCAGUUUUGGGGUGCCUCCAGACAUGGAUAACUUAGUAUAGUCUAUUAUUGCUAUAUAGAAAUUUGAAGGGCUAGAAAAAAGGUUUUUUAAAAAAUGAGGGACCCAUCCCAUUCCACCUUUGAUUUUUCCAUUUCUCCCCUUCAACAUCCAUGGGUUUUUCUGGGGGUGGGGGGCUUCAUAUCUGUAGUUCUGUGUUAAACUGCAGGUGGAAUAGCAAUGGUGCUUCCAGCUUUUCAUUAGUCCUAUCACCUCUAUAUCAGUGGGCAGUGUUGCGCAUAGACAGCCGUGCCUCAAGGUCUUCCAGCGUGGGAGGAGGUACACCACCUCACCCCUACGUCAUAGCCAGCAGUGUCAUUGGCAUUGCAUGGCAGCCCCAGCCAAUCAGCUUGCAGAGUGGGUGUGGCCAUGGGUCGUUUAAACUUGACGCGGCUGGCUGACUCCCUCUUCCUGCCUUUUCAUCAGAUCACCCCACCCACCCACCCACCCUCUUAUCAUGCUUUGCUCUGAUAUGACCUUGCUAUAGCAGUUGUCGGUCUCCUGGUUGUUGGGCCGGGUAGGAAUUUUUUCCACUUGGCAAAUUGGCACUGUCCAUUUGGUUUUCGCCUACCUAGUAGCAAUCGUCACAACUUUUGUGCGGUUAAGGCAUUGGGUAAGCCUUUGUUUGGUUGGAGGGGAGGUUGUUGCACUGCCUGCCCCUCCUCAGUAAGGGUAUCCUGUUAAAGCAGCUGUUCUCAACCUGUGGGCCCCCUUUGUUGUUGGACUACAAAUCCCAUCAUCCCUGAGCUGUGGCCUUGCUAGCUAGGGGUGAUGGGAGUUGUAGUCCAACAACACCUGGGGACCCACAGGUUGAGAACCGCUGUGUUAAAGGGAUCCAAGGUGUGAAUACUGUCCAAAGCCUGGGCGUGGGCUAGGGCCCACAACCCCUACAGGGACCCUCGUGGUACCACUCUCUGACGUAAGUUAUAGGGCACCCCCUUUCGGUGAUUUACCCUUCCGUGGACUCCCUGCAAACGGGCAGGAGUCAAGAUAUAGCCUGGCUUCACCCCAGUGUCUAAGCCAGGCUUCCUCAACCUCGGCCCUCCAGAUCGUUUUAGCCUACAACUCCCAUGAUCCCUAGCUAGCAGGACCAGUGAUCGGGGAUAAUGGGAAUUGUAGUCUCAAAACAUCUGGAGGUCCGAGAUUGAGGAAGUCUGGCCUAAGCCAAACCACUCACAUCUGUAACCAAUAAAGUUGUGGCCUAUUUGAACCCAUAAACCAAAUUUUCCGUUUCAGUGUGACUUCUUGUUCUCCUGGAACUUUGUGGCUCAGGUGCCUCAGGGCGCAAUUCAAAUAAUGUCAUGCAGCCAUUAGCAACCCCAAAUGUUGUGGGCAGGGGCACAGUUUUCAUUGGAACCAUGAUGUGGGACGGACAGGGUUAAAUCCCCCACACACCUGCACUACAAUUCUGAACAUGAUUCUUUCCCAACUGCAAAGGAGGGGCGGGGCAGCUAUUAAGACAAUGAGGUUCGGCAAGGAAAGAGUUAAACUGAUAAUAGCCCUGAUUCCCAGAGAUGGGAGGUGGACCAUAAAAAAGGAAAUUGUUAAAGCAAUCUAUAAUGAACGUAAGAAGUACUUCCUUUUGCAUGUUCUGAAUCUCCCAGUGUUCAGCUUCAUCGGAUGGUCAUAAUUUCAAGUAUUAUGAGAGAGAGAGAGAAAUGGGAACUUAUCCCUAUGUGCUUUCCCCAUUCGCAAUCUUAUACCCUUCUACCAUGCCCCCUGCGCUGUUACUCACCUUUGUUCUAAACUAAAGUAUGUUGCAGGAGCAACAACAGGAGAUAGAUAUGAUUACCUUCCUGCCCUAUUUGUAGCCUUCCUUCAGGCAUCUUCUUGUAGCAUGUGAGAUCUGGUUGUGGACAACACAAUUCUGUGCUGGAUGGGCCUCUAGUCUGAUUCAUCAGGACUCUUAGGUUCAUUUCCAAAUCUUGGUCCAGCAGACUCUGGGCUAUGCACACCACUGCCAUUUGGAUCGCUGAAAUUGUGGUUCACCUGGAUACAUUUUAUAUAAUAUUUUUAUGGGCUCAUGGACCAGAAAAAAAAUGUUUUGCCAUUUUGUUCUGUUACUAGACCAAAAUUAGCGUAAUUUCAGCUUCUGCCAAGUUAAUGAAUAAUGAUGAACUGCUGAAAAAUUGUUUGGGGAUUAUAAGAACUGGUCUUUGCAGAUACAAACGGUCAAAAUAAAAAAUAUUUUUUAAACUUUAUAUUACGUCCUUCAUUGCAACACAUGGAAACUGGGGCAAGAGGCUACUACAAAAGGAGCAUGGCUAAAGUUUCUGUUGGGUUUGUUUGUCCAUGAGUUUUCUACUUAUGGAAUUAAGCAACACUAAUUUAGGCUAGACUCCCAUGUGCAGUUACUUCCGUGUAGACAUUAAGUGGUCAAUACAACUCUCACAGACUUCUAUAAAGUUCAAGGACACACGCAGACCACUAGGCCCUGCAUGCCUCCAGAGCACUCCCUUAGAUCUGUAAGAAGCACAGAGGGGUUAUUGGCCAAAGUUGUUUUUCGGGAGUCAGCCACAGAGUUGUUGAUCUUUUUUGGAAAACAUUGCCAAAACUUCCUACAGCUCCCCAUAGAUCCCCUGUGCAUCCUGCCCCGACCUUCCUUUUCUACUGCACGCAGGUCUGGGCUGGGGUGCAAAAAUCACCCCAGAAAUCUGUCUCCAAUUAUCUGUGUAAGGUUGUGAAUUUAGACAAGAGCUGGGAGCUGAGCGGUAGGAGAAAUGGCAAGGGUGGUAUGAAGCUAGGCUGCUGUAGACUAUGGAGUGCAUGACGUGUGUCCGUGUGGCGACAUGCAUGAAGUGAGAUCAAACGCAGGAGAAGCUUCCCACCCUUCUCACACCACGUGGCACAAAGGCAUGCAUUUCCCCCCACCCCACCCUUCCUCCUCUCCUCACCCUCAGUAUGGACACUUUGAGUACUUGGGUCCCAUAAAAUGUAUUGGCCUGAAUAUAAGCCUUACUUCCCUCCCCAAAUUCCGACCGUGAAAAGUUCAAGUGCGGCUUAUAUCCGCGACCUUACGGUAUGCAGCCAGGAGCAUGGGGCAAACAGCGCCAGGAGCACAGCAAAGGGGUGCCCGCCUUGUGCGUAGUCCUCCGUCCUCUCCCCCAAGGCCGGGAAGGGAGAGAGCGAGGAAAGGGAAAGGCCGCCGGCAACACAGCACAGCUUCCCACACACCCCCAGGUAUGCAGCCAGGAACAGUGAAGAGGAAUGGAGCGACUUACAUUUGUUUCCCCCUCUCCAAUUUUAAAGGUGUGGUUUAUAUUCAGGCCAAUACGUUAAUUUCUAAUGUGGCUGUUGAGGUAAAGUGACAGGGGGUUGCCAAUACAGCUCCUUGCCAAGACUGCAACAGACCCUAGGUAUUCCUCUGAAGAAGAGCAACUGUCCCAUGUCCCAGUUUACACAGUAGAAAGAUUUGCAAAGGCAGAGCCACAAGGUCUCCUCUGUGGUGACUCCAACAUCUGGAAUGUGCUUCCCCUAAGUGUAGGCAGGAGGAUCCUUAGGCUGGGGGGCCAGACCUCUAAAACCAGCCCUAAAACCAUGACUCCCCUCAUUGGCCCCAAAUGAGGCCCUCGUUUUGUCUGAAACCUUAGCACCCUCACUAAACUGCACUUCUCAGAAAGCUAUGACAGUAUAAAGCUGAAAUAGGCUCAUGAGGUAGAAAUACCCCCAUAGAAAAUAAGUAGUUCCUCUAGCCCAGCAGAAUAUCUCUGGCAAUAGUCAAUAUCCUGUUUUCUGGGAGACAAGCCACCAACGAAGAAUCCCAUUCCUUGUUGGGUUCCACAAACUUUGCUAGGUCUCUUUGAAACCUAAAUACUGUUAGCCAUUACAGUGGUACCUCAGGUUAAGAACUUAAUUCGUUCUGGAGGUCUGUUCUUAACCUGAAACUGUUCUUAACCUGAGGUACCACUUUAGCUAAUGGGGCCUCUUGCUGCCACCAUGUGAUUUCUUUUCUCAUCCUGAAGCAAAGUUCUUAACCCAGGGUACUAUUUCUGGGUUAGUGGAGUCUGUAACCUGAAACGUCUGUACCCUGAAGCGCCUGUAAUCCGAGGUACCACUGUACGUAGCUUUCCUGAAUGCUAAUGAGUUACAAGAAUGAGUUGUAUUCUGUUUGUGGUUCAUUUGUAAAUUAUACACUUUCUAUAUUGUCUCUCUUCAAACCAUACAUGAUUUUACUAUGCCUGUAUUAUAACAUCUCAGCUGCUGCCUUUCAAAGUUUUAUCCUUUCUGAGACCGGAUGCUUCAUUAUUUUCUAAUAUGAAGAUAUGAAUCCCCUUUAGCACGGUUUGCCUUUUUGAUAGUCCCAUCUCUAGCUGUCUCGAGAUCUCCUCCUCGAAUGCUGGUUGCCAAUUCUGGACGCAGUAAAGUGGAAGUACCAUUGAGCUUUAAUUCUUCUUAGCAUGCGUCACUUUACAUUUACCAACGUUUAAUUUCAUCUGCCAUUUCCUUGCCCUUUCUCUCAACACUGUGAGAUCCUUCUGUAAAUCCUCACAGCCUGCUUUAGACUUAACUGUGUUGAAUAAUUUAGCAUCAUUUGGAAAUUUAGUCACUUCGCUUGUUCGUUUUCCAGGUCAUUAAUGACUGUUCUGUAAAGAGCAAGUAUCACACAGAUUUUGGGGCACCGUCUUAAUCUCUAUUUAUUUUAUUGCAUUUAUAUCCCACCUUUUCUCCAUGGAGCUCAAAGCGGUGUACAAAGUUCUCCCCCUCAUUUAAUCCUCAUUUCAUCCCUAUUUAAUCCCUACAACAACCCUGUGAGGUAGGUUAGACUGAGAGGCAGUGACUGGCCCACGGUCACCCAGUGAGCUUCACGGCUAUUUGAGCCCUUGUCUCUCAGGCCUUAGUCUUAACUACUACACUUACCCUGACAUCUCAAAUCUUUGCAGUGAGAACUGGCCAUUUGUGCCCCAGCUAGUUUAUCUCUUUCAGCCAGUGUCUAAUACAGAAAAGAAUGCCACAACAUCUACAUUUUCAUGACACGAUUUUGUUAUCAAUACAUUCUCUUUAAACCUGGAGGGAUGAUGGUGGGUUCUCUCUUGCUGGGGGUUUUUAAGCAGAUGCUGAAGAACUAUCGGUUGGAGAUGCUCUGCUCUGGAUCUCCUGCAGCUGGCAGGUUUUGGACGAGCUGACCUAGGAGGUCCUACCUGACACAAUGAUUCUGUUUGUAAAGUUAAAACCAGUCUUAUAAUAUAUUUUAGGUCACUAAUGGCCAAAUAGGGCAGCGUUUCGUGUCUGCAGUUCUAGCUGUCUUAGCCAGAAAGCAGCCACUGGUGGGGGCCUGUUUAUAUCUGGAUCACAGCACAGAGGAGGGAUGUCAACAACUUCAGUGAUGGGGAUCCCACAUUUUCAGAGGAGAGGGAAGGGAAGAGAAGUUCCAUUGUGGAAGCAGAAGUCUGUCAUGCGCAGAACAACACUGUUAGAUGUAGCCCAGUGUUGAGAAUAAUUCCCCAGUAGAGAAAGAAGGCUUAGCAACCAUAGGUUCAGGCUUGCCAGUGGCACAGCUAUGUAAAGGGCAGAGGGAAAUGACACACCACACCAGACAUAGACACAAAAACCAAUUAUUGUGGACUGAAGCUGGAGUUUACAGAAACCACUAGCUAUGGCUGUGGUGACCUCAUGCCAGUUAAAACAGGAGGUCAAGAUGGAUUGGUGGGUGCAGCUAGCUGGGAAAAACUGCUCAAGAUUACUAGAAGUUUAAAAUUCCGUAUUACUGAAGAGAAGAAAAUAUUCAUUAUUAUUUUUUGUCUUUACAGAACACUCUACUGAAACUUCGCUCAUAUUCUGCCUCUAGCUGGUGUGUGUGUGCGGUGUGUGAAGGCAAGGUAGCUUAUAAAUAAAUAUUUGAGGAGCUAGAGCUUCAAUGGUUUUUCAGAAAGCUGGCUUUUUACCAUAUUUCAUUGGGAUAUUUCUUGCGGAUGGAUGCUGUGUGCUGCCCAGAAUUGCCAGCACUGAAUAUGCAUUCUUUGACUGUUGCUUCGAGGGUUGUAAAUGUUUUAUUAUUUUGGUUCUAAUUUCCCCGCAUACAACUUUAUAUGCUUGCGGUGGCCUGCAUAAUGUUUCUAUGUCCACUGUUACCCUUUUUGAAAAGCUUCUCAGACUUCACAAAUACUGGUCUAUGUAUAUUAAUGUAUUUUUUACAUCUGGUAUAAUACUUAUCAUCACCCCCUUUAAGGAGAGAUGUGGCUUCCUAUUAUGCAGACACUGUUUCUCACUGUUCCUCCACACUCCAGUCAAAAGUGGCCACGUGCCUCUUUGAGUGUUACACUUAAAAAUGAUUGUUUCGAUCCUUUUUGUCACCGUUUUCCAGUUCCCCAAAGGUGGACCCAGAUGGCAACAAUUCUCCUUUAUUCCCUAGCCAGGCAAGCACACAUGAAUCACAUACAUACAAUGUGGCCAAUAAUUUGCAUUGCAGCGACCUCUGGUGGCCAAGAGUCCUUUCCACUCCUGGGCUCUGCCUGAAGUCACUCUUCUAGGUGCCAAAUUAAAUAUUGAGUACAUUUGUGUGUAAUUUUCCCUAGUUCUUGCUGUGUGUUUUUUUUAAAUAGAAAAUACAAAAUGCCAUUGGAAGCUGCCACUUCCAGCACAAAGUGGUUAGGACGUUUAACCCGUUCUCCAAUGGACAACCUUCUGCUCAAAAUCUCUCCUCUUUCUGGCUGUUUUUCCUGUGUUUUCUAAAGUGGGUAGAAAAACAAUUGGGUGGAACAGUUUUUUACAGAGAAAAAAAAAUAGCAGGCAGGGAAAGGGCUAAGUAUCCUCCUCCCCAGUAUCAACACAGGGAAAGGCUCAGUGCUAGAGCAUCUGCUUUUCAUGCAGAAAGUAAAAGGUAAAAAGUAAGCCCUCUAUGUUCAGUCCCCAGCAUCUUCAGGUAGAAAUGGAGGAGAAUCCUGCAUAAAAUUCUGGAGAUCUGCUUCUCAUCUGUGUAGACAGUACUGAAUGAGAUGGACCUGUGGUCUGUCUCUGCAGCUCCUUAUAUUCCUAAUUGCAGGCUCCAGUAAUUGAGUUGUGUGUUGUUCUUAACAAUAAAAUUUUAAAGUCCAGGGAGAGUAACGCAUGAGUGCAUGUAGCCAGUACCUUGGCCUGAUGUCGCAGCAAAUAAUUGCCUGGUUAGCAACCACCAUGGAUUUCACAAUGUGACUUGCGUGAGUCACUGUGAGCUGUGCCGAUCUCCUUUGCUGGCAUUUGUUGCUGCUUUUGUUUCUUUGCUACUUAGGCGAUAAAGUAAGGUGGGGUAAAUUUGACUGCAUGCCGUCUUUGGACCAAAAGGUCCCCAAAGUAGCAUACAAAAUGUAUGCCUAAAGUAUGAAAUAUACCUACUGCAUAGGGAUCCAAGAGUAACAAAAAAAAACCCAACUGUAUUUGAAAGACCAAAAAAAUAGCAUAGGCACCAGAAUAACAAAAUGAAACCCUUGUUAUUAAAAGCCUGAUCUUCACCAUUUCUUUGGAGGAGAAUGAGGGAGCCAAUCACAGCUCUAAAGGGAGGGAGUUUGGGGAAGAUGUGUAGCUCAGUAGCAAAACAUCUGCCUUGCAUGCAGGAAACCCCAGGUUCAAUCAACCCCAGGUAGUGCUGGGAGAGACCUGCCGGAAACCCUGGAGAGAUGCUGCCAGUCAGUGUAGGCAGUACUGAGCUAGAUGGCUCCACGGGUCUGACUCAGUGUAAGGAGCUUUCUGUGCCCCUAUGUUCCAAUGCCUGGGCCCCACAACACAGAAGGCCAUGGCUCACAUGCUCAAUGGCCCCACAGCAGACAAUGAUGGGAUGCAUAACAGGCAUGUGCAAAAGGGUUCACAAGCCUUUCGACAACCCUGUGAGUCAAGUCCCUAUAAAUCCUCUAGGGACCCGCGUGGUUCUGUGGUCUAAAGCACUGAGCCUCUUGGGCUUGCCGAUCAAAAGGUUGACGGUUCGAAUCCCCAGGACAGAGUGAGCUCCCAUUGCUCUGUCCCAGCUCCUGCCAACCUAGCAAUUUGAAAGCACACCAGUGCAAGUAGAUAAAUAGGUACCGCUGUGGCAGGAAGGUAAACGGUGUUUCCGUGUGCUCUGGCUUCCAUCACAUUGUUCCGUUGUGCCAGAAGCAGUUUAGUCAUGCUGGCCACAUGACCCGGAAAGCUGUCUGUGGACAAGUGCCGGCUUCCUCGGCCUGAAAGCGAGAUGAGAGACGCAACCCCAGUCACCUUUGACUGGACUUAACCAUCCAGGGGUCCUUUACCUUACCUUUAAAUCCUCUAUGGCUGGGAUGAGAGGAUGGGGUGGGGGCCUCUGAUGCAACACAAACGCUACAAGUUCUUAAGCAAGGAGGAGAUUCAAGUACACAUCCUUUCCUAUCCUAUGCCCAACAAUAUUAACUUUUGGUGUGUGGUUUAUCCAUUCUCUUACCCAUUCCUGUCCCCUGAAAAGUGUGCUUUUACACGCCAGUAGGAGCUAGCAACCCUGGCUGACUGGUCACACAUGCAUCUUUCUCUCUUGGCAGUAAGAAACACAAAGCAAAAGAGUGCAAGGGCCAUCUGAGCUCAAACACCUGGUGCAAAUGUUUAAUCUGUUUUGCAAUAUUUUUCACUGGGGGCAGUUAGCUCAUUCAGCUAGUAGCCUUCAUGCUGAAUAUUGAGAAAUCAGCUGAAGAGAGCUAUCCACACAGUACUUAAUUCUAGAUGGGGAUGUCAGCGCUUCUGUCUAUUCCCAUUUCAUAUAUUCCAGGCUCUGUAAACAGAAGCCAAAGCUGGAGCUGUGGCACAAAUCAUACCUAUAUAAAUAAGCAUUUUGUGUAAUGGUUCAUGUCCCAGUUCAGUGUCCAGGAGUCUAUCAUGCUUAGCAUUAUUUAUUUCAUGUUGUUUAUGUUAUUAAAAAUGCUUCUGUCCCACAUAUUCACCCAUGAGUCCCCAAGGCAGCUAAGGAUAUAAAACAAACACAGCAAGAUUAAGCAACAGACAAGCAAUCAAAUAAACAGUAAGCAAUCAAAGAUGUGCUCUGGAAGCACAAAUACUAAAGCAGUCUUCCGCAACUGUGUCACCAGAUGUUUUUGAUCUUUAGCUUUCAUCAUCCCCAAUCAUAGGUCAUGCUGUAGUCCAUGUUUAGCUGUAAUCCAACAAUGUCUAGGGACCAAAGUUUAGGGGAGGCUGUACAAAUGCCACAAUAACUGCAAGCAGAAACACUGAGCAGUAGUUAAUCGCUAACGUAGCCCACAAUGUAUUUUUCAUAGCAAGAUGCUGGGCUCGCUCUCAGUGUGGCGUAGUGGACGUAUACCAGGGAGACCCAGAUUCAAAUCCUCCCUGAGCCAUGAAACUCACUUGCUGACCUUGGCCAGCUGCUGACUUUCACCCCAACUCUCAGCCUAACCAACCUCACAGGGUUGUUCUGAGGAUAAAAUUAAUAAGGGAGAACCAUGCACUCUGCACUUUUAACACCUUGGAGGAAGGCAGGGUGUAAGUUUGGUAAAUAUAUAAGUAAACUUUUCUUCCGGCUGUCGCCAUCCUUCUUCCAAUUCACCUUCCUUUUGAGCUGUUGGAUGAGAUGGGUCAUAAAAUUCAUAAAGUUAUCCCCACUGAGUGGAUGCUGGUCAGUAUUGAGAUUGCAGCCCAAUUAUGCCUCACAGAAGAGUACAAAUUAAAGAACCUAUUUUUUAACCUCUUUUCUCAUGUGGAAUGGACACUGCAAGACACAAUCCCAAUACACAGCCCAAACUCAGUGGUGGUAGCAAUCAGUGGGAGCUACUCAGCCUCCACAUUAGAACAGGUGUUCAUAGGUCCCAUGUAACUAUGUACCUUACAUGUAUGGAGUCUCACUACAGUAGAGUGAGUAGAAAACUGGGCCAGUAUUGCGUAAUAUGGCAUUGACGUGGAGUUAAUGAAAGUGUCCAAGGCAUUUCACAUGCAUUUAUUCAGUAAUUCUCACAUCAACUUUGCAUAAGGUACCGGUAGGUCAGUGUCAUAGUCCCCAUAUUGCAGGGGAGGGGCUGAUGAGGCUGAUAGUGGCUUUCUGACGUCUACCUCGUGACUCAGUUUUGAUGUAGGAACGUAUUGGUUCACAUCCGGUUCUCUUUGCCAUUGUGCCACAAUACCUCUGCAUGCAGGCCUUUAGGCGCGAGCCAUCUGCGUAGCUUUCUGCAGCCUACUAUCCAUCCGCUUGCUGUGGAAUGAAAGAAUGGCAGCUUAGAGAAGGAAGUGGCAAUCUCCGACACCACCCUGGACCCCUUUAACUAAUUGCUUCAGUUUUCAUUGCAAGAGAAACAGGACAACAGCAAGCUCCCAGUGGAAGCUUAUCAAAGUGACAAGGGCCCUUCCUGCUUCAAAAGCAUAGUCACAAAGGAGUGAGGGCUGCUGGAGAUGACAAGGCUGCAGAAAAUGGGCUUCCAGGGGCGGUGAGGGCAACAGAAUUCCUUAGAACAGGGGCAGGGUGUUGUCUUCCAGAUGUUGCCAGGCUAGCUACAGCUUCCAUCAUCCCUGGACAUUGCUCAGGCUGGCUGGGACUGGUGAAAAUCAAAAUCCAACAGUGUUUGGCCACAGACUUCCCCACCCUACCUUAGAGUAAGAAACACUGCAUUGCAGGGAGAAAUGAGCUCUUGGGAUAGUCAAGUUUGAAGAUUCCUGCUACAGACUUCCCCCCUUUUGUUUUUCAGUUGUGCAAAUUCCACCAAAACAGAGAGGCAUCAACUCAAGGAUUUUGAUGGAAGGUUUCCAGUAACAGCAGAGCGCUGUUUCGUCAUACUGUUACAUCUGCUUUCGAUGUAAGGGUCUCCCAAUCAAAAAUGAAAAGCAAGCGCUUUGGUAUCCGCCACCAGAGUUGUCGUUUGUGGGGAGGUGUGUAAGCCAUAAAGUAUCAUGCUAAGGGUUGGGGAAAAGAAAGUGUGCACAAAAACAAAACAAAACCCACCUUCAUUUUUUUCAUGCAUUUUAGUGCUUGCUCAGUGCUUGUGUAAGCCCAACCUGGAUCACGCAGUUAAGAUGAGGAUAUCACAGCACCACAUAGCCAAUCAGAUUUGGCUGUGUGACAACAUGGAGAGUAAACAAAGUCCUCUUGUUGCCCCAUGACUGCCUGGUGGAGAGGAAAUUGGUCAGUGUUCUUGCCCAGCCACCACUCCCUGGCUGCAUUCAGAAGUCAGGUCAAAGUAAUGAUUUGUCAUUAAGAACCAUGGAUACCUUCAGUCAUAUGUGCUCCCUCCGCCUUCAUGCAUGUGGAGAGUUUAUACGCUUCUGCUUCUUAUUGACAGAAAACCAUAGUUUGCCAUGUCAUCCAAAUGUGGCAAAUGAUGGUUUGCACAAACCAUACAUUGCAAUCAAAUCAGGAGUCCACACCACAGUUUGAUCCUGGUUUGGGACCCUCAUUUCCCCAAUACUUAACAUGUUUGCUUCUGGUAUUGUGGGUAGGCUCAAAACCUACCUGGAAACUCUCCCUCCUGAAAGCACCACCCCGGUUCAUAGCUUACCGGGUGCAGAAGGCAACACAUUCUGAAAGAUACCUUGAGCUUUGAGCAGCAUCACUUUGUGGAAUGUCAGUCACUACUGCAGUUAUUUGAGAUGGAGAACCUGGGGGUUGUGAUAAACCUCUGGAUUACAGGCACCUCCACCCAUCCCCUUUCCCCUCUUCUUCUACCAGUUCUGCCAAAAGUUACAAGUACGAAUGUGGUAUCGAGAUUGUCAGCACGGUGGGGAGCCUGAUUGAUUUUGCUUGGCUGAGCAUGUUAAGAAUUGGAUUUUUCAGCAUUUCUAUGCCAUUGGGAGGGCGAGGAAAGGUUUGCUUUUGUUUUGUGAGGAUCGUGUGAUUUCGGUACACUUUCGGAACUGAGAGCUCUUUUAAAAAGAAGGAAACUGAAUAUGGCAGUUGUCGAUUUGUGAUGGAUAGGAGCGUGAUUACUGGGGUUUCUGCUCUGAGCUUAUUGCACUAUAGUUCAAUGCACUGCUGGCUAAUUACACUUGCUGGAGAUGUGUUAAUGAUACACCUGUCACUAUCACUGUGUGACAACCCAAAGGCAAGGAGCUGCCUGAUGAGUAAUCCCAGCAUUGACCUGGGUAUAUUAUCUUGUGCUUCAUUUUUUUGUCAAGCUGUAUUUCCAGAAUCUCGAGAUUCAUACACAAGACGAGGCCUAUGACACCACAGAUGGGAGGGGCAGCAGCUGUUCCCCCACCCACCCAGCAUUCAUAUAUAUAUUUGUGCAUGAUGCUUGCAAAACAUUUUUAUUCGGGGCUGCUCCGCACGUGGAUGGAUAUUACUUCCAUGUAGGAAAGUUGUAUGCACAUUACCACUUGCGGCAAAUAGACACAUGCUGAGUAACUGCGAGUGGCAGCAGGGUUCCAUCAUGUGUGUGAUGGAUUCAGCCCAUUAGGUUUGACCUAAGGGACUAUGGGCAAACAGAAAGUAGUUGCUCAUCCUCUACUGCAGUCUUUCAUCUGAGCUUCCACAAGUCUUUUUGAGCAGUAUUAUGAAGAUAGGGUCCAUGGCAGUUCUCAUGUGUGAGAAAAGCGGGACUAAAUCUAAAGCAAUGCAAUACUCAAUUUAAGGUGAGCCUUUCUGUGAGUAGGUACCAACUGCAUGCUGGAGUAUUCCUAAAUCCUUCUCUGUAGUGUUUUUUGGGGGGGAAAUGAGACUAGUUUUCUACCUCUAAUAGAGAAAGUGAAUCUACUGUAUGUGUCCAUUAACAUUUGUUUAAUGGAGCAGAGCCAAUUUUGCUAGGCUGAUCAACUAUCAUAGAUGCAGAGGAUCAUCAGACAUAUGAAUCUGUCAUAUGGUUUCUCUCCAUGGAAUAUUUUUGUGGCUCUUGGCCAAUUACAGAAAGACGUGUUUUGUUUUUAAAGGUAGGAGGUGUUUCUGAUCAGGAAAAAAAAUAGUAACACGACUCUCUUAGCAACUACCCACAUUAAUAUUUGCUAUAUGGAUUCCACACUGUAUAACCACAAGAUAUUAGUUUCGUAAUAAUUGUUCAGGUUCUGUACCAUUUUAAACUACAGAAUUUAUUUUUAUGAACUGGCAUUUUUGCCAGUACUGGGCUACAGGAUGGUCACUGACACAUAUUCCACUGUCAGCAUAUGGAAUAUGCAGCAUGGAUUGCAAAAGUCUAAAAUGCAUUCCUGUCGAAUAUCUUUUGAAAUGGGUUAUGUGCGUUAUUAUGAGCUAUUGUGUUUUUAUGAGUCUCAUAUAUAGAAUAAUUGCAAACUUUACAACCUUUAGAAGACAUCUGAAGUCAGCCAUGUAUUAGGAAAUUUUUAAUGUUCAAUGUUUUAUUGUUUUUGUAUAUGCUUGAAGCCACCCAGAGUGGCUGGGGGGCAACCCAGUCAGAUGGGUGGUGUACAAUUAUUAUUACUCCUGUGAGAAAAAGCCAUAUAUUUUCCUUAGCUCUAUAUGCAUAUCUAGCUCAAUUGCAUAUCAUUACAUAAACUUUGGCAUAUAUGGAGCCAGUAAUAAUUAGAAUAAUAAUAGUAAUUCUUUUAUUUUUAUUAGAUUUGCAUAGUGCCCUAUACCCGUAGAUCUCAGGGCAGUUUACAUCAUACAAUUACAAUAUAAGAACACAAAAUACAUAAUAAAAAUAAGAACAGAAACAGAGCAAUAAUCUGCCCUUCCACAAUACAUUUAAAGGGGCAUCGUUUUAGUGUUUCACUAAUCGGUUGGGGCAGCCACACACAAAAUAAGUGGAGGACAAGAUGGCCGGAUUUUAAUUGGCAGAAAAGAUGAUGCAGGUGAAAAGGUGAAAAUCCUUCCGCAUCGCGGCCGUGUUCCAAAGAGGGACCUCCCACCACUGCUUUCAACUAAAAAACAAACAAACAGGAUAUCCCAUUCACAGAACUCCAAUGCCAUAUCAAGUCUGGCUCUAACACAGCCAGAAAAAGUGUUUGAAAUGACUGGCUAUAAAUGGAUGAACAAACAGCAGCUCAUUGUGGAUAUUGCAACUGCACCCGAGUGACUGAAGUCCCUUAUUCUGACCUAAGUAGGUGAUAGUUCCUUGAUUGUGGCUUCCCCAUCGACUUGGUUAUAAUGAGAGUGAAAUGCACGACUGCUCUGUGGUGCAGUGGCUGGUAGACCUUCAAAUAUCCCUGAUCACUAUGCCUGAAACUACCUGAAUCCAAGGGUGAUGACCUAAAGCUUUUUAUUCUCUUAUAUUUCAGCACCAAACUUGGCAAUGCCGUUUGGAUGCGUUACCCUGGGCGAUAAGAAGGAUUAUAACCAGCCAUCUGAGGUGACUGACAGAUAUGACCUAGGGCAGGUCAUCAAAACGUAAGUCUUUUCUCCUCCUUGCUUUCAAAGCUCCUUCCAACUCUAUGCAUCCUAUACAAAUGGCAUUGGUUGCCAGUGGGGUACUUGUCAUGUGAAAGGGUAGUUUCCGUUGCAAUGACUCCAUUUGUCAACUGCAGUCAACAGACAAGCUGAGACUUAGGUCUGCCCCUCUGUCACUAAGAGCCAUCCAGGUCCACGGGAGUGGUAAAGCUUGAAUGAAACCACAAUGUAAGAUAUACAAUACCAUAUCCAUAUUGCCUAAAUAAUUUGUCUGUUUAGGCCAUGGCCCUGAACAGCAGCAAUUCACUGGCAUUUUGGAGCUUAAGUGAACAUGGAAACUGAAGGGGUUCUUUUUUCUUAAUAGAAUUCAACAAACAGGUAUCUAAACUGCUGCUUAUUGCAGACGUAGGAUUGCUGACCAAGGCAGCUCCCCACAUCACGUUCUCCCCUCUCUCCUUCCCCACAUCUUUGUUGCUGGCAGGGAAUAGGAAAACACACAAUUUGAGCUUGCACUACACAUUAAGUGCAGCUAAACAAUAUGGGGAGAGAGGGCUAUUUUCAGUGGCCACCCAUAUCUCCUGUAAUGGGUCACUUAGUGCACACAGUAAUAGUAAUUUUCCGUACUUAGACAGCACAUAGUUCUGCUGGUUAGGCUUUGUGGAUUAAGCCAAUAACCACCCAUUGCAGACCAGGAGGUGAGGACUCAUGUUGAAAAGGCAGUGCCUUGCCCAAAAUGGCAUACAGGCUGCUCACACAAUCCCACAUGCAUACAACAAAUGUGUUUAGGAGGGAGUGGAAUCAUAGUGGCAAGCUCUAGGCACAUAUUUUUGUACAUUUUUGAAGUACCUAUGGAUGCAGACGCAUACACAGAAGUUGAGACUGUGUUUAUCCCCUGCCACUUAUACAAAUCUCUACAUGUACAGUUUAUAAAUUUAUACACAUGUGGGCAAAUGUAUGUACAUAUGGUAGGGGCAGAGCUUGUUGAUUGAAUCCUGCUCCUUUAUAUGUGCACGCAUUAUAAACAUGAGGCUACUAGCAUCAUGGUGAGUUUAAGUUGAGACUUGAACUAGGGAUUUCCUGGCUUGCAGCUCACAUACUUUUUUCAGAAGAUAUUAUCCAGGGCCAACAUAUUUGGGUACUAAAAGGCUUUGCUUGCACUCUCUCGUCAAGGUUCUUUUCAGCUUCCCCCCAGGUACUUGUUGAUUUUAGGUCUAGUGCCAGUAUUUAGCCUUUGCACCGUCUUUGGGCUGCAUUGCCAAACAACCCAAUUCUGAGAAGACCUGGUCCUGGUGCAUCAAGAGACUCUAGCGGCCUCACACCAGCCAUGGAUGAAAAGGGCUGUAGCUCAGUGACAGAGCAACUGCUUUGCAUGCAGAAGGUCCCGGGUUCAACCCCUGGUGUCUCCUGGUUGUACUGGGAGGAAACCCUGGAGAGCAGCUGCCAGUUAGCAUAGACAAUACAGAGCUCCAUGGGCCAAUGGGUCUGACUCAGUAAAAGGCAGCUUCCUAUAUUCCUCCACUGAACAUGAAAGGAAGUAGUGUGAACCAUUUGGCCAAGCUCACAAUUUCUUAUGUUAGCACAGGCUUAUAGGAAGGUUGCUGCUCCUUAGCUUUCAUCCUACCCCUACCCCAUGCCUGGACUUCUCCAAGACCAAUCACAUUUUGGUGGGACCUGGGAUAGAGUGCUUGAAUUUGGCAUGCAUCUGUUAGACAAUAUGGUAAAUAGAUGUAUAUAUCACUCUUGAGAGGGUGGGUGACUCAUGAAGUUAAGGUAUACGUGGUCCCUCUUGGGCUGCUCCAGCUGCUGGGCAUGGACUGCUUAAAUCUGAAGGUGGGUGUUCUUUCACCAGAGAGGAGUUCUGUGAGAUAUUCCGUGCCAAGGAGAAAUCAACAGGGAAGCUCUAUACAUGCAAGAAGUUUCUGAAAAGAGAUGGGCGCAAAGUGCGGAAGGCAGCAAAGAAUGAGAUCAUCAUCCUGAAAAUGUGAGUUGUGAAUGUCCACGCUGAUUGAUACAUUGGUCUCUGCUUUUUUCAGCUGCUGUGUUGCUAUCUUUUUACUAAUUGUGGUAGAUAAUCAUAGUGUGUCCACAUCCACUACAGCAAGAAAUUAUCUGGACUUUCUCUGAUUUUCCAGAACGGCUCCUACAUUGACCCAGGCAUUGCCAAUAUUUUCAGGAGGAACUGGAUGUGCAUUGAUUGGCCAGCCCAUGCGUCAAACGCAAAGCCACAUUCCUCACUCUCCCCUCCUCAAAGCAGAGUCCUCAAAUGGAGUCACAAAGCCACACAAAGCCAAUUCUUGAAAUAGGUUCUUAAAUGUAAAAAAAAAUAUGUAAAAACACCUUAAAGAUUAAAUACCAGACAGAUGUUUGGGCAGAGAAAACAAACAAGCUCUACUAGUGCCAUGACAAGAGCAAAACUGGCAGGGAAGCACAACACAACUCACAGCAAAAACAACAAACAGCAGAACGCCUAUUCCUAUUUGAAAGCUCAUCUUUACACAGUGUUAAUAGCUCUUUUAAAAAAAACAACUAUUGGCAUUGUACACUGGAACAUCUGAUCCCAGAUCAUGUGCCAGAUAGCUUAUCCUACCUAUAGGUGAUAUACAGUGUUAGAGUAAACUCACUGGGUGGAAUUCAACAUCACACUAUUACAAAAGCUCCAUCUGUGCAGGAAUAUCAGCUUGCCAGAUAGAAUGACCCCCCCCCCACCGUCCUGAGGCUUCUGACAGACACACACACACACACACACACACACCGAACCAGGAAUGGGGGCAAGUCCCAUUGCACAAGCAAGAGCCCUUGUGCAGGGCUUCUGCUAAUGGGGUUCAUUAGGUGACUCUUGCCCACUGAAGCCCAAUAACUUAAGUUUAUUGCUUUCAAUGGCUCUGCUCUGCAAAUGACAAACUUUGCAGGUCACUCUGUAUGAGUGAUAGGGAACCUUUAUCAGAAUGAGGGAUAUACUUCCUUCCAAGGAACCUUGCCUUUAGUGGGCCCUGCCGUCGUUGCAGUCAGAAAUGGGGGGGGGGCUUUGCCUGCUACUCUCAGUGAGAAACUACCAUGGGUGCCCAUGGGAAGUAUCUGGAGUACUGUGGCCACUGAUGAUCCAUGAAGGAUGCUGACAAACAGAAAAAAAUAUUUAGGGGAGAGCUUCAGGAAUGAUGGAGGCUUUUGAAGGCUAAUUCAGUGCUGAAGGAAUGCGGUGCAUUCUGUCUCAAAAAGAGAUUGUUAAUCUAUCCCAGGUAUAGGCAAACUCCGGCCCUCCAGAAGUUUGGGGCUACAAUUCCCAUCAUCCCUAGCUAACAGGACCAGUGGUCAGGGAUGAUGGGAAUUGUAGUCCCAAACAUCUGGAGGGCCGGAGUUUUCCUAUUCAUGAUCUAUCCAUUAAAGAAUCCUUAUUUACCACAUCCACUGAGGGAAGAACAGGGACUCAGAUUUAAAUGAUAAGGAACAAGAUUUAGGUUGCAAUGUACUUCCAAAUUAUGGAAGCAGCAAACGACUGGAAUACGUUACAAAUAAAGGUGACAGCAUUCCCCUUGGAAGUUUUCAAGUAAAAGUUGAGCAGGUACCUGCAAGAAAUACUUUGGUGACAGGAUCUAUGCCAUACGCCAGCAGGUCUCUUCCAACCCCUAGCUUUUCUCUUCCUUUCCUUUCCCUACAGGGUGAAACACCCCAAUAUUCUGCAGUUGGUGGAUGUGUAUGUUACCCGGAAAGAGUACUUCCUCUUCUUGGAGCUGUAAGUAGUUGUUACCCAGAACUCCCAAGAUGUUGCAUCCAUAGUGGCCUCUCCCUUUUGCUCUGUUGGGGCCUUGGACUGCUCUACUGUGCCUGCUCAGCUGCAAACCGUCUUGUCGGCACUUCACAGGGUGCCUUCCCAAAGAGUGAUUAGAAGCUUCUUCAGGAGACCAUCCAUAAAGUGAAAGAUGGAGGGCAUGAAUUUACUCUUCACUUGUUCUCCACACCAUUCAUGAAUUUCUGUUCAUUUGAGGAAACAGUUGUAAAACAUCUGCUUUGCAUGUAGAAGGUCCCAGGUCCAAUCCCCGGCAUCUCUAGGUAAGGCUAGGAAAGGCCGCCCUCUGAAACCCUAGAGAGCUGCUGCCACUCAGUGUCGACAAUACUGGCCUAGAUGGAUCAGUGGCCUGACCCCCAGUAAAGGCAGUUGCGUGUCGAGACCACGAAGCCACCCCCUCGUUGAGAAAUAACACACAAAAGGACACAGAUAUUAGAUUAAUGUUAUUGGGCAAAUUUUGGCCACAACUUUAUUGAUAACAGAAUGUGAGCAGUAUUGGCUAAGGCAUUGAAUGGACCUGACUCCUGCCCGAUGCGCAGGGAGUCCGAUAAGGGUAAACCACCAGAAGGGGGAGCCCCGUCGAUGCAUACCAACUUGAUCUCCCUCUGGUUUUCCCGUCGGGGUCGUGUCAUGGCCCUAGCCCCACCCCGGGCUUCAGACAAGAUCAACACCCCCGGAUUCCUUUAAUGGAAUACUCUUAAGCUUGGAGGGGCAGGUGAUGGCCACACCUCACCUCCCCCAUCACAAGGUCAAACAAUGCCUAACCGCAACCCUAACAAAGUUGUUAUGAUUGCUACGAGGUAGGCGAAAACCAAAUGGCCAGUGCCAAUUUGAUUGAGGAAGCGAGCUAAAGAGGAAGCUCUCCGGCUGGUGCCUCUGUUUAAAUAGUCCCGGCCAUGCCCCCCCCCGGCCAGCGGAUUGGCUGGUCGGGAUCCCCCAGGCAACGGGGGACUAAGUCCCCCACCCCUGGAGGAGAGUGGGCAGCCACGGGGUCCACCGCAACUCCUCCCCACGGGGAAGUAGAGUGGAUCUUCUUCAGCUCCAUUUUAUACUCGUCAUGGUUUAGCUUCUUUCUUCUUCUUCUUUGGCAAUCACUCGUAGCUGACUAAGACUGUCUUCCAUAAAAACAAUUUUAAUAGUGAGUCCGUAAGUGACUGUGGAGGCCAAUUCUGGAUCCACACGUCCUUCCACAGUGGGGACAUAGGUUUUUAGGCAGGAGUUGAUUGUGGUGAGGGUUUGCCAAGCGUGCCUUCCUCUUAGCACAUUUCUCCCUUGCGUCCUGAGUUUGAGCAUCUUCAAAGCCUAUGACACCUUUGGUAAAGGCUGUUCUCCAACUGGAGCACUCAUAGGCCAGUGUUUCCCAGUUGUCUGUGUUUAUACUACAUUUUUUUAGAUUUACCUUGAGAGAGUAUUUGAACCUCUUUUGUUGACCACCAGCAUUAUGCUUCCCAUUUUUAAGUUCAGAAAAGAGUAGUUGCUUUGGAAGACGAUAAUCAGGCAUCCAAACAACAUGACCAGUCCAACGAUGUUGAUGUUGAGGAAUCAUUGCUUCAACACUGGUGAUCUUUGCUUCUUCCAGUACACUGGCAUUAGUUCGCCUGUCUUCCCAAGUGAUGUGUAAAAAAAUUCAGUCAUGGUUUAGCAAAAUUGUGGUGAACGUGCUUCUCUGUCCAUGGUGUGGCAACCCUUGCCUUGCAGGUUACACAAUUUCACGACUUCCCUUGCCACUUUGUCUCUCUUCUCUCAUCUGCAGGGCUACUGGCCGAGAGGUAUUUGAUUGGAUCUUGGACCAGGGUUACUACUCUGAGCGUGACACCAGUAAUGUCAUCAGGCAGGUGCUGGAGGCUGUGGCAUACCUGCAUUCACUCAAGAUUGUACAUAGGAACCUCAAGGCAAGUCCGUCAAUCCUGCUGCUAGCCUUUGCUGCACAAACGUCUGAGCCAAUUAUCCAUCCCAUCCUCAUGGGCUCUUGCUUCCUCCAAGAAGCAGACAUAAGCAAAUAUAAUAAUGCUGCCCUUCCUAUUCCGUUCUUUCUCACUGUUUUCUGUGACUUACUGGCAAGUCCCAUUCAUGAUUCUAUAUACAGAAAUAGAAGCAGACCCAUCCUAAAUACCUAAUACCUUGCUUUGCCCAGAAUAAUUUACGCGUGUGUGUGUGUGUGUGUGUGUGUGUGUGUGUGUGUGUAUUCUGUCCUUAAAAGAGAAUUCAAAUAAAAGAUGUCAUAAAAAAUUCCAACAGCAGCAGUGAUUCAUAGAAUCAAGCAAUCAGCAAGGGAAAAACCUUAACAUAGCAAAUGGUAGGCAAAAUGAAGAAGCUAAAAGCUGAUUGUUUAAGAAGGCUUUUAACUAGGCGCCUUAAAAUAUACAGGAUCAGUGCUUGAUGGCUCUCAUCUGGAAGGGCCCUCUGUGUGGCACAGCACUGUGGGCUGGAGGGAGCCAUUCAGCAGUUUUGCCGGGGGAAUUCCUUUCUCAUUCAUCUCUUCCCCCACCCCUUUCCUGCUGUGUCCCUGCAGCUAGAGAAUCUAGUGUAUUACAACCGCCUGAAGAACUCCAAGAUUGUGAUCAGUGACUUUCACCUGGCCAAGCUGGAGAAUGGGCUCAUCAAGGAACCCUGUGGGACCCCUGAGUAUCUAGGUAAGAGAUGGCACAGUCAGCACAACCAGAUGAUGUUUUCAUGGAAGGACCCAAUGGGGGUGGGGGGAAUUAUACCCAUAUAGUAUAAAAUCCACCAGGGACUUGCCAUCUCAGACGCCAAUGCAGAUGAAAUGCAGUAGGUGCUGAUUUCUCCAGGAAACUCGCGCCUUUGAGAUUAGCUUGUAAGGUUUCAUGAUGGAAAAGGCAGAACCAGCCACAGCUAAUUUCAUAUUCCAUCGAAAAUAACAUUCCUGCUCUCCACAAUUCUCACACAAGAGACACUCAUUCAUUCAAAGCCAUAACUGCUGUCUGAUGAGACAUGUAGUGCAAUUCCCCAAGCGAGAGGGGAGUGAAUGUGGCUCCCUGGAAGAUGUGAGGGGUGUUUCCAGGGUGGCUCACUCAUAACAUGGGUGUUAAAUGCUCCUGAAAUGUUGAGAUCUUUGGGGACAGUUUCAUCUCUUAUUAAAAGAACAACAACCCAGUUCUACCUCUCUAAACCUGCAGCACAUGGGACGUUGUCUGUCAGGGCGCACUAGUUCUGUUUGCAGGGAAGUGUUAUAGGUUCACAUACACAGUCCUUGCAGCUGCUUUCAGAAGUAGUAUAGUCCCAAAGAUGACUGCACCAGGUCAUAUUUUAUCAGUGUUGAUUUCCACUCCGAUCAAGGCAAAGUUUAUGAAAUCCUAUGUCCUGGAGUUGUGUUUCAUUGCCCUAUAUGUUCAUGGGAGCAGCACUUGCCAUCUGUUCUUGUCCUUGCAGCUCCUGAGGUGGUCGGGCGCCAGCGGUAUGGACGGCCUGUGGACUGCUGGGCUAUUGGUGUGAUCAUGUAUAUUCUGUAAGUAAGGAGCAAUGAAGAAUACUGGAGUCCUCAGCCUAUCUUACUGGUGACCGGGGGGGGGGAGAUGGAGGAGGGUUAGAAAACAGGAUAUGAGGAGGCUGGUGGCUAAAGAGAAGGAACUAAAAGCUAUCUACAGGAGAAGAACCAUUCUCAGCUCUUGCAACGGCAAAAGGGCAAAAGAUUGUAUAUGGUCAGAGGCUUCACUCAGUGGCAAAACUGUACACCUAUCAUUUCAUAUGACUGUCAGUGCGAUCAGUUAGAUUUGCAGGCAUGACAGGGCCUUUUUGGUAGUAGCCCCAUGAGUUUUAAGUUGAGGGGUGCAUUUGCAGGCUUUAAGCAGACAUUAAAAAUUCAUCUAUUUCAGAUGACUUUUUCAUAAAAUAUGUUGCAGUGUCCUGCAGUCUUUAUAAGGUUUUUAAGGCAGCAGUUUGAUUUCAUCCCUGCAGACGCACUCCAAUGUCUCUGAAGGCUGACAGAUGCCAACGACAAAAAGGCUUAGCUUGUUUUAUGUGGUCUUUAUUAUGGUGAUUUUAUGGUUUUUAUUUUUGGUAUCGUAUAAUGUUUUCGUUUCGUUUUUAGCAAUAUGUCUGUUGUUAUUCAGUUUUAUAGGAAGACACCUUGUUGCCCUAAAAGGCAGCUUAUAAACCUUUUCAAUAAAUAAAUCUCUUGCAGCUGAUCUCCUUCCUAUAGCUAAUUUCUCCUCCUACCGCUGUGCUACAGGUUGUCAGGAAACCCACCAUUCUAUGAGGAAAUGGAUGAGGAUGAUUAUGAAAACCAUGAUAAGAACCUGUUCCGUAAGAUCCUGGCAGGCGACUAUGAGUUUGAUCCUCCCUACUGGGAUGACAUCUCUCAGGCAGGUAAGGUUCUAUGAAUACUGGAGAGAAGGAAAACGCAUGCUGUUACUUGUAGGAGGUACACCCACAAACCAUGAAGGGAAAUACAGUCUCAACGGUUCUUUUAUCCAAUCGACAGCAUUCCCACCUAGCAGAUGCCCUGCAACAAUAAACUCCUACCUGAUUCUCCCAGUCAUGUACGUCUCAAUAAAUGUCAGUGCUAUUCUAGGGGAGGUAACUGUGAUCUCUUCCUUGGCUGAUAUGUGCCCCUAGUAAAGGACCCCUGACCAUUAGGUCCAGUCGUGGCCGACUCUGGGGUUGCGGCGCUCAUCUUGCUUUACUGGCCAAGGGAGCCAGUGUACAGCUUCUGGGUCAUGUGGCCAGCAUGACUAAGCCGCAUCUGACAAACCAGAGCAGCGCACGGAAACGCCGUUUACCUUCCCGCCAGAGCGGUACCUAUUUAUCUACUUGCACUUUGAUGUGCUUUCGAACUGCUAGGUUGGCAGGAGCAGGGACCGAGCAACGGGAGCUCACCCCGUUGCGGGGAUUUGAACCACCGACCUUCUGAUUGGCAAGUCCUAAGGCUCUGUGGUUUAACCCACAGUGCCACCCGCGUCCCGCUGUGCCCCUAGUACCUCCCUCGUAAAGAACCGAAUUAGGUAUUAGGCAAGAAAAAUCACAGGAGACUUCCAGUUUCAUCUGAUGAAUGGUAGUGAGAGGAGACACUACAUCCUUUUCUUCUUUGUUUCUCCAGCCAAGGACUUGGUGGCCCGUCUAAUGGAGGUAGACCAAGACCAGAGGAUUACAGCAGAGGAGGCUAUUUCUCAUGAAUGGUGAGUGCCAAAUAGCUGUUCCUGGUAAAAUAAGGGUUUCCUAUCAAAAGAAGGACUUAGGACCAAGGAGAAUGUGAGGAAAUGCAGAGAGGUAAGGUGUGUAAGGUCUUUAUACUCUUAAAUUGUCUUCAUGCCCUAGAAAAGACACUGAAAAUCCUAAGUAGGGGUAGCCAACCUCCAGGUCUUUGGAGUACAACUCCUACUGGUUCCAGCCACCACAGCCAAUGGUCAGGGGCAGUGGGGAUAUUAGUCCAAGCACAUCAUCUAGAGGGCACCAUGUUGGCCAGCUUCUGCUAUUGAAUAAAAUAAGCAGAAGCUGGUGAAGGGAGAAGAAACAAGGUGUUUCAGAUGUUAUAAGCACUGAAAAUCUAGAUUGGUUUGAGCAGAGGCCAGGGCAUUCAUGGUAAUUGCUGGCGUAGAAAGCUGCCUUCCCAUUUAUGCCCCAACAGUACAGGCCCGUGAGCAAAGCUAAGGAAGGAAGUUAGGCUAAGGAAGGGUAAUUGCCAAGAGACACAACUCAUUGUCAUAUUUUUUCUGUUCUCAGGAUUUCUGGCAAUGCAGCUUCGGACAAGAACAUAAAGGAUGGAGUAUGUGCUCAGAUUGAGAAAAACUUUGCCAGGGCAAAAUGGAAGGUAAGGUCCCACGUACUUGGUGCUGCCAGCAAGAAUCCUCUUUUGCACUUGAGGAAGUUUGAGAUCGCCUCAAGAGAGGGGACACAUCCCGGACUUUCCCAGUCUGUCUCCAAAUCUCCCCUACUUUGUCAACCCUUAUGGGCAUUGGUUUUAUUUGCAUAAGGCCGCACAAAUAUGCAAAGAAUUAAGGCUAGCCUCACUGCAGUUUGGUAGGAAACAGAAAUGCCAUUGUCUAUUCCUCACUACAUUUAUAGUAGUGGUAGAGCAACUAGAGUGUUGAGGAUGGCUAGAACGAUUUCAAAAGGGAAAACCCAGACUCAAAUCCCCUUUCAGCCAUGAAGUUUGCUAAGUGGCCUUGAACACACCCGUCACACAAUUAGUAACUGAAUGGCUUUUCAACAAUAAAUUGCAGGCAUGGGCCCCAUCCACAUCAUAACUUUUCGCCCCCUGUUGCAGUCCCAGUCAGGAUGCAGCUGCAAUUUGCAUGGAAAGUGGGAUGCACCCAUUGGGGUGAAUGCUAAUUACAUGAAUGGACCUUGUCUAAUUUUACCCUCAGUUAAACUGACACUUUGUUAGACUUAAGGAAUGGCAGGAAGCAAUUAAUAAUUUCUGCCAAAGUUGUAAUCUAUUAACUAACUAUUGGAAGAGGCCUUACUACCAAAAUAUUGAUCAGGAGACUUUGAUUUCAUGAAUAUUGUAUAGACUUUUGCGAGUAAUAUGUUUGUGUUGUGCUGAAGAAUAUAUUGGUAGAACCUGAAGAAUCUAUAUUAUCUCAAAUACUGAUAAGAUGUUAAUAUUUUGAAUAACUUUAAUACUUUAUAAGUACUUUGUAUUAAUUGCAUUUUACAUUAUUAAUUUUCAUGUAAUAUUCAUCUGUACCUUAAUUAUUUUUUAUAAACCUUUUUAUUCUUUGACAUCUUAAUCUUCCGUGAAAUUUUGCCUUUAACUCCUCUAUUAAUAAUAUUUAUUAACUCUAUGGCUUAUGACUUUUAUAUAUAUGGUACAAUGUUCUAUCUAUCUUUAAAAAGAAACUUUAGCGAUUUGGAUGAGGAAAGUUGUGUAUCCCACUUGGGUUCUUCUUCCUUGAUGGUAAUGGCACAUGAAGAGUCAGUUUCCCACUGGAUAUUCUGGAAUUUUUACUUCUCAGUGAGAAAGGAUGCUUCACUGAGGACUAGACCACCCACCACCACCUCUGCCUUCUCCUGCCCAAAUGUACUUUUUUAAAAAAAAAUUGGGCAGGGAAGCAGGAGGCAACAUACACGGGCUUUUGGGAAGUAUACAACUGGUAUACUCAGAAAGACUUGACCUUUCUCAGGGACAUUCCCACAGAAAACAUUGCCAUCGCUAAAAUGUAAAUUGGAUGUUAUCCCCUGCCCCAACAUUUUUUUUUAUUUGAGGCAGGGGAGGAGUAGCAUUCAGGGACCACCUCUAGUUUUUCUAUAAUUCAGAAGAUUUUGUGGACUAAAAAGAAAAAGAGUAAAUUGGUUAACUUCCAUUUCUGAAUACUGCUAGCCUUCAGUAAUAUGGUCAAGAAGUCAUACAAUUGGAUCAGUCAUCAUGAAAUGAAAUAAAGCUCACAGUACAUUUUGGGGCCUAGCUGCUUGCUUUCUCAUGCUUUAGUCUUGAGCUGCCGUUAUAGACAGUGUCUCUUCUCAAGUUUUGUCUGCAGUCACAAGAACUGAAAGCACACUUAUAAAUAAAGCUGAGAUUCUCCAGUGUGAACAUGCUAUAAUUAUAUAUAAUUUUGUGUGUGUGUGUGUACAGACACACACAAGCCAAGGGUUUCAUAAGAUUUGGAAUUAGUGCCAUCAAAUUAUAGAGGGUGGGGUGCAAAGGAAGCAGGAUGGAGGUGUUGCUCCUAUUCUUUCUCCCCGCAAUAAAACUGUGAGAGGCCAUGAAUCGUUACCAACGAACAACCCCCUUUCUCUCGCCAACCUGCAGAAAGCCGUUCGAGUGACCACAAUGAUGAAGAGACUCCGAGCGCCGGAGCACACGGAUGCAGCGAAACCAGCAACUCCUGCCGCUGCCACGACAGACAGUGCUUCCCCAACAGAGACCACCAGCGCCCCACAGGCAAAAGCGGAGGCAGACAGCACGGCUUCAACCACAACAGCCGAAGCAGCCCCAGCAACUACAAUGGCAGCGCCAGCUGCUGCUGCUGCAGGAGCAGCAGCGAGCCCAGAAGAAACGACAUCAACAGCUCCAGCAACUACGGCAGAAACUCCGGCGACAACACCGGCAGCCCCAACCACGUGUAACGGGGGAGAAACUGCUGCCCCCAGUGCCACCCCAGAGUCCUGGAAUGAGGAGACUGGCUGAGUCAGAGGGGAGCAGGGCAAGGGCAAGGGCAGGGCUGUACCUCUCUUUGUUGUAUUUCUCUUUGUAAAUAGUCACUGGCAUGGUACCCCCAACCCCCCAACUGUCCUGGCUUCCCAACCAACCCCUCUGCGUGUGGCUGUCAGUUUGUUUGACUUCUAUGUUUCUCCAGCUAGGUGCCAGCAGAGUUUCUAUUUUUUAUGUGACAGAGUCCAGAGAGACCCCGUUGGGCCCAGGUAAACAACAAGUGGUUGUAGAGGCCUAGCCCAUUGCAUGAAAUUCUCUCUUUUUCUCUCUUUCUCUCUCUUCCCCGCUCCCUCUUUUCCUCUGUUGCUUUCCUUUUCUUUGUCCCAUUUCUCGAUUUGUUUUCUUACUACUCUCUCUCGGUCACUUGACUUGCUACUUGACUCCCUGAGGCUGGUUGGGAGAAGCUGGAGCAAUCAGAUCAGACACAGUAGCCAUACUUUUCAGCCGACUGGUUUGUUAUAUACCAUGGAGGUAUGGGGAAUGGGACGCAGGUCCAGGUCAGGUUGGAGGAUAAAGAGGGCCACACACUGUCAUGGCAGAGCUCUCAAAUUAGUCAUACUCAUUGGAGAUGCAUGUGGAAUUCAUCUGUUCAGCUGCUGGCAAGAUCUUCUGUAGCAAUUUACCUCUAUGUCCAACAUAUGGUUGUGUGUGAACAAAGCUAAUGCAAAAUCCAUGUGAGAGUGUGUGUGCAUUUGCUUGACUUUUCACUGAACUGUCGAUACUGAACUGUCAAUACAACUGGGGUGUAGCUAUCCAUAUAUUUGUGCAGAAGCAAUUUUCCCUGGGGACAGGAGACAACCCUAAUCUGGAAAACAAGCCAACUGUGAACAAGCAGGGGCAAGGAAGAUAAAAGACAGGUGGGAAGCUGUUAUUUAUUUAUUUAUUUAUUUAUUUAUUUAUUUAUUUAUUUAACACUUGCUGCAUUAUCCCAAGACAACAUGUUGAGACUCCUGCAUUGCAGUGGGUUGGAUUAGAUGACCCUCAGGGUCUCUUCCAACUCCAUGAUUCUAAGCACUCAGGGCAGAAUAUUAUUAUUACUACUACUACUAUUAUUAUUAUUAGUUAUGAGAACCUUGCAGAGAGACCUCUAAAUUAUCAACAGUAGUUGUUGGAAAACAAUGUGACAGAAGAAGCAAAUGAGCAAAUGAUCUCCAGAGCAACACUGUAGAGCAGACAGGUGAAUCCUACACUGUGGCAAAAUCCUGUAGAUGGAUUCUGCAGGAGAUUUAUCUUAGUGGAAAUCUGUUGAAGCCUUGUUUAGGUAUUUACAUUCCUGCAACUUUACUGCAAGGUUCCUGCAAGGUUAAGUGACCAGAUGAAAAGACCAUCUGCUUCUGUACCUUUAAUGGGUAGAAGAGGGGAUUUUUGCAGGUAUAACGCAUUAUGCAAAAGUGAAAAAGCUGUAUACCUAUCCAAAUUCCCUCUCUGACACUAUUUAAGGCAUUCAGCUGGGAGGGAACCUAGCAUUUAAGGUGGAAUAGACUUCAAAAGCCAGUUAGGGUUGCAAGAGGGUAGAGUAAAGUAGUAAGCAAUUUGUAGAAUAGGAUCAGCAGAAAGUGUGUGCACACUAACAGCUCGAUCAUGUGCUUCCUUCCCUAUCUGCAGUAGGCAAGAAGCUCAUCUUUCAGUAAAAUGAAAGAAUGUUCUCCGUCACCCUGAAAUACACACUUUAUUUCAAUAGCUAGCAUUCCUGAGCCUAUGUAAUAAACUUUGCAGUCACCAUUUUUGUCAUUAUUCUGUACUGCCAUCCCCCCUCCCAUAAAACAGAGAUGAAAAUGUCUCUCUGCUUCCAGACAUACUGUGAAGAUAAAUGUACUUUACACACUAG
Messenger RNA from Podarcis lilfordi (Lilford's wall lizard), 63700 nucleotides. The record is from the annotation of a GenBank genome assembly. NCBI's taxonomy places the organism in Eukaryota, Metazoa, Chordata, Lepidosauria, Squamata, Lacertidae.